UCGCAGGAGACGCCCCUAAACAAACGCGGCUGACAGGCCCCUUCGCCGCGCUCGCCCCAUGGCCGGCAGCGUCCGUGGGACCCCCGGCCCUGCCGCGGCCGCUUGCGGAGGGCAGCUCCGCCGCCUUCGGGAGAGUCUCCGGGACAGGUGAGGUCGCCCCCUCCCGCCCUCAGGGGAAGCGGGGUCCUUUCCUGGGCUCCCCCCCCGUGGUCCCCGGGGUCCAGUCCGGAGCCCCCGCUCCCCUGGGCGGAGCCGCCUUGCCCGUUGCUGGGCGCCCGGGCGGCUGAGGGCGGCGACGCGAGGGUCCCGGGCCGAAGGGGCAGAGUUUGCGCGGAGCUCCCGAUGGACUCGCUCGUGUCCUUUUUAUUGAAAUGCUUUGCUUCCUGGGCGCAGCCAGGCUUCAUUUUAGUAGGACGCCCACCUGUCACCCCCCUCUGUGGGGCAAUGAAAUGGCUCAGCGACCGUUGUUUUAAAUUACUUUCUUUGCACCCCAAGUGCUCAGAAAAAUGCAGUAUGUCUAAAUAGUUCUACAAUUUCUACAUUUAGUUAAGUCUUUUUAUUUAUUGAUGGGGGGCAGGCGGCUGCCCCUCUGGCUAUGCCAAUACUUUAUUUAAAUAUCAACUAUUCAAAUGUGUUUUCCUGUGCAAUGUCCCGUGGCAGCUGCCACAAGAGGUACAGGCUUGCUUGUAGGAGGACAGAGUGUACAGAGGCUACAAAAGCUCUGGUGCCAGGCUAUUUUGUGCCAUAGGCAAAGCUAGCUACUUGCAUGCACACUUCCCCCCCCCCCCCCAAAUAAAAUUGCUAGCUUCAGUUUUCAAAAACAGAUGCUUUGCAGGAAAAACAAAAAGCCGCAAAACUUAAAACAGCUCAGUUUCUUUUAAAUGGCAAAACUAAGUAAUGCAACUGUAUUUUAUCGCCUUUCUCAAAUACAAAAGAAAAUGCUUGCAUCCACAAAUCAUUUUGAAUAAGCUUGCAGAUUGCAAUGUUAAAGUUUAAGUCUCUCAGAAGUUUCAUUUCCUGGCACAUCAACAUCUCAUUUUCUCUUUAUUAGUUUUCCUUCAGGUCAAGUGCUAGUGCUUGGGCAUGUGCAAUUGGCAUAGUUGCCAAGCCCACAACAUUGUAAGAUUUUUUAAGCUUGAGCUUCAAGAAACUGUGUUCAAAAUAUAAAAUAAAAGUAAAAUAUUAUCAGGAAUGUAUAAGAUAUAGCAACAGCAAAUUGUAUGAAACUGUGGCCCUCUGAGGUCUCUUCUGUAGGCAGCAGCCUAGUUGGCCUAAUAAUAGUGUCCCUGGGUGUCUGCAUAUGCAUUUUAAUGCCCUGCUCCUGCUGCCCAAAGAAUCCUCCCUGGAAGCAGAAAACUUGCGCGCACACACACACACACACACACACACACACAUAUAUAUAUGGCUGUUUUACAGUCUGGUGUGCAGGGGAGUUGUUUUUUUUUUUAACGUGUAGCGAUUUUUGUGUGUUUUCUGGAGUGCUCAAAAUCAGAAGCUCACCAGGUUAAGUCUUACACUUAAUGAUUCUUCCAUCUCAUUCUGGGGUGCGUGUGCUUACCUGUGUUAUGGUGGCUAGGUCUUGGAGCUGUUCUAUACAUUAUGCUGAAUGAGAUGGAAUAAAGUGAUAGAAUUCUGGACUGAAGCACUCCAGGUGUGAGAGUCAUAUUUUUGAAUGCGCCACCAUGUGAAAAAGUUUCCUACCAGUGUUAGAAACUCAGGUAUAUGAGCUAGGCACCAAAUGGCUCCUUAAACCAGGGUUAUAGUUGCAAAAAUGGAAUACCUAGCUGCCAUUUUGGGGCCAGACAGCUCGAAAGUUGUAUUUUUCUGUAAAACUUUUUGGUUCCUGAAAUUCAUUCUAAUUGUGCAGAUAAAAUAUAAUGGAUAGCAUUCUGCAGCAUAUUGCUGGUGUCUCCCCCCCCCCUCUCUGCAUGUAUAUCCCUGCCACCUUCCUUUUGUUUAUUUUUCUGGACAGCCUGGAUGGCUGUCUCUGUUGCCGCAGCCUCUCAGGUUGCAGCGAUCUCCAGGAUAAAACAACUUCAAAGAAGGGCCUGGUGGCUGGAGUCGCAUACCUAGUGGUGCUCUCCCUCUCCCUCUUGUUUGCCAGAACCGGCCCAGCUUUUGUGGAGCCCUGACAGGGGUGGCAACAGUUGAAGGAGGCAGGCACUGCCUGAGGCGGCGGAUGUGUUGCGCUGGGUGUGCAUGUGCUUCCAUCACUCUUCUUGGAAUGUAGCUGCCACCUGAAGGGCUCACUCAACGUUUGUGGUCAUGGGAUGGAAAGCGAGGCAUAUCCUUUUGCCGUGACCUGUAAACCUGGUGGCAGGCUGAAGCAAGGCACAGCCCUCCCCUCACUCACCUGCGCCAUCUCCCUCCCUCAGCAUGCCUUCCUUCUUGCCCCAGAAUGGAGCUUUUCCAAGCCAAGGACCAUUACUUCUUGCAGCAAAGUGAGCAGGAGCUGUGAUGCAGAUGGCAGAGCCAGGCAGGCUGGGCAAGAAAGGAGUGCACUGCUGCCGCCACUGCCUGAGUGGCUUCAGUCGCUCUGGCGGAGGGGGAGUAGCAACUCUCCUCAGAUGAAAAGACUGGAGGUCAGCUGGUUGGUGCUGUGUGAGGGAGCUUCGAGUCCGGUUCAUUCAGUGCCCCCCCCAAUGCCGCUGAGGCGGUCUGACACCCUCGCUACAAUAGUGUAGCUGGCUGAAGUGUAAUUAUUGAACUGGCAUGAUAUUGGCACACGUGUUUAAAAAUAUAGUAAUACAAUUUUUUCUUAACCAUUUUGAUGAUUCCUGUUUGUUGACAUAGGUCGUCAGAUUCAUGUCAAAGAAUGUUGAAUAUUAAUAGCUAAGUGGAUAGAUACAGUUAUGGAAUAUUGAGGUUCUUAAUAUCCUAUUCUUAAAUAAUGCUCUUGUAUUGAAGUCACUGCCACUUUCUAACAGUAAAAACAGUGCAAGAAAAUUCUGUUAAAGGGAUGGUUUUAAACUUGCAUCUAGACUUGGUUGCCAGUUUACCUGGAGCUUUCUUCUGAGUAGGCAAAAGAUUUCUUCUGGUGCUGUAAAUCUCCCAUUAAACAUAUUCCAAAUUUCCACCAGCAACAUCCAGGAGAUACCAUACUCACCAGGAUAAUCUCCUCAGUGUACCUGGGUAAUCUUAUACCAUCCAACUACCGGUAUAUAUUUUAUACCAUCCAUCCUGGGCACGUUCAAGUCUUACUCAAGUGGCUGCCUUGUUCCUACUUCCAUGCCUCUUCCUUUCCCAGGAAGACAUUAGUGAGACUUGAACCACCCAUAUCCUUCCCUGUCUUUGGGGCUAAGCUCAGAUUGACCUGUUCACACAGAUUCUAUGGGCACGUGUCCAAACUUAGCUAGGUCUGCCUCAAGGUGACUAGCAGUUAAGUGCAUGGAGGAUGAGCACUUGAGCGUAUACAUUACUGCACAUGAAACGUAUUUCAUAUAAGAGUACAGUAUGUUUAAAAAUUAAUUAGAAAAUGGGGGGGGGAGUCAGAAGAGAUUCACUUCAUUCUGUCAUUGCAGCAAAUGGGAAUAUAGCAAAUGCAUAUCAACUGUGACUGAAUUUAUUCUUAACAGGGUCAAACAGGCACCAUGAAUGGGGAGAUAAAGCAGGUAGGUUACUCAUAAGGAAAAUUAAAAUGCUUUCAUUGAGCAAUGUAAUAAUGUAAUUUCUUGCCUAUUACUAGGAGAUGGAAAUUCCACUCUUGAAGUAGGAGAGAUCAACAAUCAGGUUAAAAAUUAUGGGUCUCUGUAUUCUUCACUUUGUGAUUGACAGACUGAUCCUACAGUCCUGCUGUGCCAGUCAGGGCUAAUGUUUGUGGAAUGUCAUUGAGAGCUUAUACAUGCCCAGCAGCAGAUGUGAAAAAUACAUCUGGACUACAGCAUUAUGAUACAUGCAUACAUAUAUACAUUUAUUUAAAUCAAAUGAUACUUCUAAAUAGCAAAAAAGUUGUCCAUAGACUCUCCAUUUGAAAGGUAAAGUUUUAAAAUGAAUAAUUUCUUAAACUUAUUACCAAUUGACAGUAAUAUUUACUAAUAGAUCAUCUUACAGUUAACAAGAAAGCAUACAAAGGUGGUAUAAAUGUGAAAGAUGGAGAUUUCAAGAAUGUACACUUAAUCACAUAAAUUGUAGUCCUGUUCAUGUAUUCUUAAAUUUGUGCAAGGGCAGAGAGGCAAUUGCAGGGUUCCUGAUUGUGGGGAGCAUUGCAAUUGCGUUCAGCCCAACUUGCUUACCCCACCCCGCCCUGCUCAGUCGCAGACCUUCCUGUUCAACAUGUGGACCCUCUGUCCUGCUACAGACACAAAUUAAGAUUACCUGAAUAGGGGCUGCCAGAUCCAUGUGUAUCUAGAGAGUUCAAGGAUAAAAAGAUCUGCGGUAUAAAGUUUUACAUAUAUCCUUUAUAAAGCUUCUUAUCUAAGUGCCAUUGUGUAUGACUGCAAACUUGAACCCUUUGAGAAUGCUGGAGGAGUCAGAUUGCUAUAAUUUGCAUCCAGGCCACUGGAGAAUGCCAUAAGGUCAGAAUGCUUUUGGCAAUUUGGAUUUUAGUCUAUAGUGGUGCCAAUGUUGAGGGCUUUAACAGCAGUAGGCUUAGAAAACUAUUGGCUUUGAAAUUUUAGCUCUUGAACAGAGAGUCUUUGUACAACUUGCUUUUAUUGUUUUGGUGAUUUUGAAAUAUGUUAUUAAUGUUUUAAAUAUAGUUAUAUGGGUAGCUUAUAAUAUAGCCUUGACUUACUUUUUUUGUUUAUUAGUUGCUGUUAGGGACAGUGUCUCUUUUUCCUGUUUGUGCUCAGUGGCAAUACGACUUAGGUCAUAUUGACACCAUACAUUUAAAGCACAUAGCUCCGCCUCCUGCCCCACCCCACCCCCCAAAUCCUGAACUACAAUUCCCAGCAUUCUUAACAACUUACAGUUCCCAUGAUUCUGCGGAAGGGAACUAUGUGCUUUAAAGGUGAUUGGUAUGGUAUGGUAUGGUAUGGUAUGGUAUGGUAUGGAUGUAUGGUGUGGCCAUGUAUGGUGUGGCCAUACACUCGUGGCCAUGUAUCUGAAAUACUGCAGACUGGCUUCUAGUCAGUCUGACUGGCACCUUGACCAGUCUGAUAAAUAAGCUGAUAUAACUGUUCAAUCCAUUCAUGCCACAGGGUAUGUUUCAUCUUGCCCUGCCCCUUUCAGCCCAGCCACCCCACAACCCUCUUCAUUUGUUGAUUACCAGUAUCUGCUAAGAGGCCAGUUAUCUUCGUCUUCUCACUGCUUCCAAUUUAUGCUUCUUAAUGCUGAGUUGAUUAGUUGGGGUGGAAUAAAAAGAGAAUAAGCUACUGGAAUAGAAGGAGAGUAAGCUGUUGGUGUAUGGUGUCGCUUGGAUUGAGUCUCUCCCCAUGUUACUUAACAUAAACAUAAAUGUGGAGAGGUCAGUCAAGGUUUGAAGUAUGCUGUGAUCAAUAUGACAAGCUGUUCUUAUACUUAGGAAACUUUUGGGGUUCUGAACCAGUGUCUGGAGGUGGUAGUAGGCUGGGAAGCUGAAUCCACAUGUGAGAGAUAUGUUCCUCCUCAGGCGGGAGGGGAACUCUGGAAUUGAGAUCCAGUUUUAGAUGGAAUUUCAUUCCCCUUGAAAAAUCAGCUUUGUAGUUUAGGAGCUUUACAUCUGAAUGAUGGGGUGGCUUUGUCCAGUUUAGAUUGGAACACCGCUGGGCUAAUUCCUGAGGAAAUCAGACCUGGUUAUGGUAACACGUGGCUUUAGUUACAAGAUUGGAUUACAGUAGUAUGCUUUAUUUCCUGCUCCUCCCCGGCUCAGGUGGCGAACCUAUUUGGGCUCGUCCGCGAAAACUGAUGGAUCCUGAUAGAUUCCGACAAGCCUUGCGGAACCCUGCUCCUCCUGGCGACUCAUUAGAUGACCUUGUUGAGGACUGGAAUAACCGGCUCUUGGCAGCCAUUGAUGAGAUCGCGCCUAAGUGCCCUCUGCGACCCUGUCGAAACCGGGCCCCUUGGUUUACUGAGGAGCUCUGGAAAAUGAAGCGGGAUCUCAGAUGGCUAGAGCGAGUAUGGCGACGGACUCGUGACGGAGCCUCAAGAACAUCUUAUAGGAUGCUUAUGAAAGCCUAUGAGAUGGCUAUGAAAGCUGCUAAGAAAUCUUACUUUGCAGCUUCCAUUGCAUCCGCUAGCUCUCGCCCGGCACAACUUUUUAGAAUAAUUAGGUCAAUAACGUCCUUAGGAGGACAACCAAAUUUAAGCACAAAUUCGACCUACAGCUGUGAGGCAUUCGCGAGCUUUUUUGCGCAGAAAGUCCUGUUGCUCCGCCGUGACCUCCCUGCCAAUUUAGAUACAGUGACUGAACUGGAGGCCCCUCGACUGACUUCAGGUCCAGUGUUGGACCAUUUCGAUUGGAUACUCCCUACUGAUGUGGAUAGAUUCCUCCAAGCUGGUAGGCCCACCACCUGCCUCCUUGAUCCGUGCCCGUCUUGGCUGAUUAGGGAGUGUCCAGAUGUUGCGCGGACCCCCCUGGUUGAAAUUAUCAAUUUGUCCCUUGACACGGGGACAUUCCCAGGAGAACUGAAGGAAGCAGUGGUGUGUCCACUCUUAAAGAAAACUUCAUCAAAUCCCUUAGACCUAUCCAAUUACCGCCCAGUUUCAAAUCUUCCAUACCUGGGUAAGGUAAUUGAGAGAGCGGUUGCUGAACAGCUUGGUAGGUUUCUGGAGGAAACAUCGGCAUUAGAUCCAUUUCAGUCCGGUUUCCGUCCUGGUUUUGGGACGGAGACGGCUUUGGUUGCCCUAACAGAUGAUCUCCGUAGACAACUGGAUCGAGGCGGGUCAGGACUGCUGAUCCUUUUAGAUUUGUCAGCAGCCUUUGACAUGGUCGAUCAUGAUCUUCUGGACCACCGCCUUGCAGACGUGGGGAUACAGGGCAUAGCCCGUAACUGGUUGUGCUCUUUUAUCUCUGGUCGGGGACAGAGGGUGGUAGUAGGGAGGGAAAUGUCGUCACGCCACUCCUUGGUGUGUGGAGUGCCGCAGGGCACAAUUCUCUCCCCGAUGCUUUUUAACAUCUUUAUGCGCCCCCUUGCCCAGAUUAUCCGGAGCUUUGGGCUGGGCUGUCACCAAUAUGCUGAUGACACUCAGCUCUAUCUGCUGAUGGGUGGCCACACCGACUCGGCCCCGAACACACUGACCAGAUGCUUGGAAGCUGUAGCUGGAUGGUUUCGUGGGAGCCGAUUGAAACUAAAUCUUUCAAAGACAGAGGUCCUAUGGCUAGGUCAGGAUGGCAUGGGGAUGAGGGACCAACUCCCUUCUCUUGCGGGGCCCAAUUAGUGCCAUUGCCUUCCGUUAAGAGUUUGGGUGUAAUCCUUGACGCCUCCCUUUCCAUGGAGGCGCAAGUUACAGCAACAGCCAAGGCGACAUUUUUCCACCUUCGCCGCAUCAAGCAGUUGGUCCCUUACCUUUCCCGCCCCGACCUGGCCACAGUGAUCCAUGCGACGGUCAUCUCCAGGCUUGACUACUGUAAUUCGCUCUACGCGGGGCUGCCCUUGAAGCUGUCCCAGAAACUCCAGUGGGUGCAGAAUGCUGCAGUGAGGCUCCUCAUGGGGUCUCUGCCAUGGGAGCAUAUUCACCCAGUGCUUUUCAAGCUACACUGGCUCCCGGUGGAGUACAGGGUCAGAUUUAAGGUGCUGCUUUUGACCUUUAAAGCCCUUCACGGCCUAGGACCCUCGUACCUACGGGACCGCCUCUCCUGGUAUGCCCCACGGACAGCCUCAAGGUCCAUAAAUAGCAACACCCUAGUGGUCCCAGGCCCUAAGGAAGUUAGAUUGGCUUCAACCAGAGCCAGGGCCUUUUCAACUCUGGCUCCGGCCUGGUGGAACGCUCUGCCUCAUGAGACCAGGGCCCUGCAGGAUCUGAUUUCUUUCCGCAGGGCCUGUAAGACAGAGUUGUUCCACCUGGCCUUUGGCUUGGAGUCAAUUGAUUCCCUCCCCCUUUUUUUUUUUUUCUUUUCCUUCUCCUCCUGCGAUGAGGCUACAUUUUAAUGUUCCAUUAUUUUAAUGUUGUAUUUUAUUUUUGUUUUUAAGUUGUAAUCAUUCAUCUUGUUUUUAUUAUUGCUUGUAAGCCGCUCUGAGCCCGGCCUUGGCUGGGGAGAGCGGGGUAUAAAUAAAAAAUUAUUAUAAUUAUAAUUAUUAUUAUUAUUAUUAUUAUUAUUAUUUUAUUAUUUCUUUACUCAUUCAUCUUUUUAUGCUGCAUAACCGUAUAAAUAUAUCUGGUGUAGAAAAUGUGAAAUUAAUACAAAAUAAAACAAAUAAAUACAGAAAACAUACUACAUUUAUGUUUGCAUAAACCCAGAGGAGUAAUAUAUGGGCCAGCUUCAAGAGAAGGCUUAAAGGUAAAGCGACCCUUGCGGACGACUCUGGGGUUGCGGCGCUCAUCUCGCUUUAUUGGCCGAGGGAGCCGGUGUACAGCUUCCGGGUCAUGUGGCCAACAUGACUAAGCCGCUUCUGGCGAACCAGAGCAGCGCACAGAAACACCGUUUACCUUCCCGCCAGAGCGGUACCUAUUUAUCUACUUGCACUUUGACAUGCUUUCGAACUGCUAGGUGGGCAGUGGGUCGAACCGCCGACCUUUUGAUCGGCAAGUCCUAGGCUCUGUGGUUUAACCCACAGUGCUACCCGCUGGUGCCUUAAAACCCAUUACAGGUGGUGCCAGCCUAAUCUUAGUGAAGAGUUGUAUAUAUGGAGCUACCUUCUGAAGUAUCUUCAGAAGCUACAGUUGGCAUAUCCGCGGUAUUUAGCUGCUGGUAUAUCACAAUGUUGAGAACGAGGUAUUGUCCAGCCCUAUUAUUUACAUCUACCAUCUUUCUUCCUGCCUUCAGUGGCUUCCUUAUGAUGCAGUCAAGCACUAGUUAUUGGUGUCUUCCCCACCCCACCGCCCACCAAUGAGACAUGAUUGUGACUUGGAUAGUAACUAUGGGAACAAUUCUAAGCAUGGGAAGCCUAAAUCUGUGCCAACUUAAAAUUGUCAAUGCAUCUUAUCUCAAAGCAGGAACUCAAGUAACAUUCACACACCUCCCUCGAAUCCAUGGAUAUGGUACAUUGCCUCUACAAGCAAAGCCAAAUGGCUCUGUUACAGAAGAACAAGCAACUGUUCCUCAGGAUUAGGAUCUAGUAUAAUUCUACUCUGCCCACUCCCGCCCUUGCCACUCCUGCAGAAUGCCCACUUUUCAGAGCUUAUGGUGAUGUAAGUUCCCUGGUCUCGGCUCAGCCCACUGAACCCCAGCUGAAGACUUGCCUCUGCGUAACCCAUCUGAGCUGGAGAUCUGCCACAUCCUAACUUGUUUAUCCCAUCAGAUCUGGGGUUAGGAUUGCACCCUACAUAUUUUAUAUAAUCCUAAUAUAUAAUCCUAAUCCUAUAUAUAUAUGAUGAUAUGUAAACAUUUCCACCUUCCCUGAUCAUAAAAGAAAUGAGCCUAUUCCAGAGUCCUUGUGUUUGCUGCAAGUAAAAUCAAAACUGAUCACCAUUUUAGUUUCGUUUGUGCUUUCACUUGCAGUCUGAGACUAUACAGUGGUGCCUCGCAAGACGAAAUUAAUCUGUUCCGCGAGUCUCUUCGUCUUGCGGUUUUUUCGUCUUGCGAAGCACGGCUAUUAGCGGUUUAGCGGCUAUUAGCAGCUUAGCGGCUAUUAACGGCUUAGCGGCUUUAAGAAAAAGGAAACAAACUCGCAAGAACUCGCAAGACGUUUCGUCUUGCGAAGCAAGCCCAUAGGGAAAUUCGUCUUGCGGAACGACUCAAAAAACGGAAAACUCUUUCGUCUAGCGAGUUUUUCGUCUUGCGAGGCAUUCGUCUUGCGGGGCACCACUGUAUAAGAAUUUUAGCUUUGGUUUUUGUUUGACCUGCACAGUCAAUGAGGAAGAAGUUGACAUUUGGUUUGGAUUUAUUUUAGAAUUUAUAAAUACUGUCUCUCUAAAUAUGUUCAUGUGCAUUAUAUAAUCAUUCCUGAGGAAUGGUUGUAAAGUUAUGGAAUUGUCAUGUUUAACAUACCCUUUUACAUAUAGAUAAAUGAGUUAAAUAGUGACUAUCCUCUGGGAGUUUUCUUCCCUUGGCCUCAGAAAUGGAGAAGAGAAUGUAAACAUGUCAUUUCUUCCUCCUGCUCAGUCUUAUGUCCCAGCAUUGGGACCUAAGCUGCCUCCUUAACAUCCUGCCCACACUUGCCAUAUAUAAUGCUGCAACCAGUACAUUCUCAUGAGGGUUUCUUGGCUUCUCAUGAGAGAAGAUGAGUUUGCAUCCCAGCUGCCAUGGCAACAUGACUGCAUGAUCCCAGAUACCUAAGAAUGGGAGAUAUGAAACUGGGUGGUAGGUUUUUUUAAAUUAAUCUUCCCGUCCUUUCUUUUUGUUCUCCCUAGCUGUUGAGCGUGCAAAAACCCACAUCACUGAAGUUCCCAUUAUCAGAUCCCUCACUAUGUGCUCAUAGCACACUAGAUAUGGGAGCAGAGAUUUGUAGCUCUAUGUUGUGUGGCUUUGUAUUGCAUUUAUGUUCCAUGGGUGGUUUUAUAACCUUGUGUUGUGCUGUGAUUGGCUGCAGGGUUCGUUGAAAUCCUACCUUUUGUAGCUAUGGUGGCAAAGAGGAAGGGUGGGAGGUAAUUCAGGACUCUGCAUUUACUCUAAUGAGAAUACUUAAACUUAUGUCAUCUCUUUUGCAGGUGUAACAUUGUACCUGUGUUGGGAGGGGACAGCAGGAUCACUGAUUGAACUAGGAUUCUAGCAAUGGCCUGUUUAUCCCUAAUGAUGCUCCAAACUCUCCCCAGUUUUCCUCUUUUGCUGGCUGUCUUGAUGAUAUAAAAGUUAUCUUACCAGUGGCUUCUAAUUGGGGCAAGGGUAUUACUAGAUGGGUUUAGUAUUUUUCCACUAACAUAAUGUUAUAGUUUGCCAAUACAGGUUUUUUUUGGAGUGAUGCUGUUCCUACAUAUUGGAUAUAAUUUAUGGGCAGAAUUGCUCUAAUAGAUUACUGUAUGAUUUCUUUGAGAUGUUUGGGGAAGGGUCACCUUUAAAUAUACUGACAGCACCAUUGGUUGAAUAUAUCAAAGAAAAUACAUCCAUAUAAAAGAUUAAAGAAAAGAAGCAAUUGAACCAAUUGCUUCACAGAAACCUUCACGGGAGGUAGAUUUUUCAGGCCUAUAGAAAGCAGUGUUCUACAAGGUUGUCAGGAAUCUACUAGUGCCAAUCUUCCCAUCUAAGAACAGUGAAAUACUUGUUUAAAAGUGUUUGUCCUAAGAUAAGUGUUGAGGUGGGUUUUAUUUGAUAAGUGUAUAUUUACUGCUAUUAACCAUGACAGCAGAUGGGGAGACACCCUCAACAUGUUUUUAAUUUAUUUCUUAGUAUUUCUAAUGUUGUCAUAUUUACAUUCUACUUUUCUGAAGCUCAAAGGAGAUUACAAUUAAAAAUAGCAUUAGCAUGAAUGAACCCAGAUUUACCACCAAGUGUACUGCUGCUGUUGUUGUUAACAUUUAUUUAUAUCCUACUGCUCCUCCAAGGAGGUCAAGGUGGACUACAUACUUCUCUCCCCUCCUAAUUUCAUCCUCACAACAACCCUGUCAGGGAAGCAAGGCUCAGAGAUGGUGACUGGCCCAAAGUGAACCUUUGUGGCUAGGUGGGGAUUUGAACCUUGGUCUCCCAGGUUCUAGUCAAGCACUUUUACCACUGUGCUACAUUGUUAGUGAGCCACAGCCAGUACAGUGGGGCCUCGCAAGACGAAAUUAAUUCGUUCUGCGAGUUUUUUCGUCUUGCGAAGCACGGUUUCAAUUUUUUCAAAAAAAUCUUCAAAAACCUCAAAAAAGGCUACCACACCGUGUGCUAUGAGUUGCUCCCCGAAGUCAAGUCGCAACUGCACCUCUUCAAGCAACGCACCCUGUAUUACUGUAACGGUUUUAAGAAAAGGAAACAAACUUGCAAGACGUUUCCGUCUUGCGAAGCAAGCCCAUAGGGAAAUUCGUCUCGCGAAGCAACUCAAAAAACGAAAAACUCUUUCGUCUUGCGAGUUUUUCGUCUUGAGAGGCAUUCGUCUUGCGAGGUAACACUGUAUCUACUCUCAAUGUGUUAAAGAUAUUUUGUAAGAGAAGGAGAAUAGGAUGGAGGCUCUGUUAGAAUCCUAUGUGUGGUACAUGCAUGGGAAGCCAGUUGUCUUAGCCAUGUAGCAGGAAGUACUUAAACCAUAUGUCUGUUUCUGCAUCCUUGUAAGCAGUAGAUGAUGUUAUUCCUCCUACCAUGUGGCCAAAUGUUACAAAUGACUGAUUUCCUACAUCAUUUCAAGGUGUGCUUUCCAAGAGUUGGUAAUCCUGUAUCUACCUCCAGAAGAGGCAAGUUGUUCCGGUGAUAGCUGCUACCUCAGAUAGAUUAGGAUCAAAGCAGUUUGAUUAAUAAUGAUAAUGAUUCUUGAUGGCUUGGAAUUCACAGUGAAAAAAUAAUGUUCCUUGGGUGUCUAGCUCUUCUGAAACCUGUAAAAUAUCUUCCUUUUCUUUACUGCAAAGUGAUUUGUAGUGUACCAUUUGUAUAAUAACUUCAUCACUCUGUACUUUUAGUGAAACAAAGAGGUUGGAGUUGGAAAGAAAAAUGCUUGAAUACACCACAUGUGAUACCCGCACGUAAGUCUGCUUAAGCAGAUUUUGCAUUGUUUUAUUUUUUAUUGAUAAUUUAUUUUAAUGGAUCUGUGACUACAUAGUAUUGACACGAUAUCAUGCCUCUGCUGAGGGAGCUGCACUGCCUGUCAGUAUACUACUAGGCCCAUUCAAGAUUGUGCUUUUAGUAUUUAAAAUCAGCUUGGGACCAGGUUACCUCUUUCCCCCCAUAUAUCUCUGCCUGGCAACUGCACUCUUCAGAUGGGGCUCUGCUGAGGAGAGUACCACAUGCACCAGAUGUGCAUUUAGUUUGUACCAGAAACCAGAGUUUUAGUGUUGUAGCUCUAGCCCUCUGUAAUCAGUUACCAACUGAAAUUAGGCAUGCACAUAGCUUCAUGAUGUCUGGGUGGGUACCUAAGAUGUUUUUGUUUAAGCAAGCUUUUCCUGAAGUGUGACUCAGUCAUUUAUGGAAUAUUAAUUGUACAUCUGUAGAAAUGAUUUUAUUGCUUUUAGUUUGUAGAAAUGGUUUUAUUGCUUUUAGAGCUUGUAUUUUUUUCUCAAUUUCUGAUGACUUCAGCUUGUGAAGUGGUUUAUACAAGUAAAACUUGGUUGAUUCACAACCAAUUCUUGUUAUUACAAUUUUUGGAAAUUCUAAUUUAUUAUAAUUUUAUAUUUGAAAAACUUUAUAAUUGGUUAAAAUUAAUAUUCACAUAACAAUGCUGAUUGGCAUCUGUCAGCAAAGGUUGAUACUGCAUCCUCUUGCUUUUCACAUUGGGGCCCUCUGGCUGGCAUUUCCCUGUUCUAUCUUCCUUUUUGCCUCCGCCUGUUCUGCUCUAAUGCUGGAAGUGCCAAAGGAACCUCACUUCGCUAGAGGCAGCAGACGAAAACCCAGCCUGGUCCCUGCCCAUACCCCACGGCCUGCCCAUCUUCCUUUCAUGGUGAAUGACAGCCAGCUGCCCAGUUCCCUCACUUCCCUCCUUGGAAUGAAUACAGAGAGGGAGAGAGAGAGAGAGAGAGAGAGAGAGAGAGAGAGAAAGAAAAGGGAUUGAUAUAAUUGUUGCUACAGUGAUUUUGUGAAUUACUGAAGGAGGAAUAAAAUAUGCACAAAAAGGAAUAAAUUAAUUGAAGCCAGAGGAUCUGGAAAGGGCAAGUUUGGGGGGGAAGGGCAAAUUGAUUUGCUGUGAUACCUGGGUUCAGUAUAUACAGUGUACACUGCUAUUUUUCUAGAAAAUGAGAUGCCGGAACUCAUCAUGAACGCCUCCCUUGUUCUCUUAUAAUGGCAAUGGCACCCACAUGAGAGGUGUCGGAACUGGGUUUUUGCUGAGUUUCGACUGAAAAAAACCGCCCUGAACGUAUAUGUGUGUAUAUACGCUAGCUACAAGCUGUAGCCAAGAUAAUUUAACCAUGAGCCUGGUUUCAGACCUUGGAAGUACAGAAGCAGAAAGGAUCGAGGAGCAAAACAGCUGCAAGCUGUUCUCUGGAAGCCCACACUGUUGUUUGGCUUACAGUGUCAUGCAAACUGGAGGGAGAGGGAGAGAGGUGGCUCUGCCCCACCCACUUUUUGGGUAUGCUGCCGCUGAGAGAUUACCCCAGGGAUAAAGUGGUCUUGGGAGGAAUAGUUUUGUAUGCGCCCCGGUGAGGGUGGAUCUUCACUUUAAUUGAUUUGAAUUAAAGAGUGAUUUGAAACACCAUUAACAAAGGUUAGGAUCUCAGUGUAGCUCAUUUGUGGGUGUGCUCCCUUUGUGCACCAUCAAGGUACAGUGGUAUCUUGGGUUACGAACAGCCUAGUUAACGAACUUUUUGGAUUAUGAACACUUCAAACCUGGAAAUGAAUGUUCCAGGUGGUGUAUUUUAUUUUAUUUUAAUUUUUUGGUAUAUGAACGUACUCCGUUUGGGGGUGCACUUCCGUUUUGUCGGCACGGCCUUCUGUCACUCAGCGCCGGCCGUGGCAGCAUCACCCAGAAGCAGAGAAAGGGGAUGUUGAUGCUGCAGUGAUGGCGGCAGCAGAGGGACCCAGGGCUGGGUAAGACAGAGGGAGAGAGAGAGACGCACAAGAGACACCAGCUGCUGUGCGCCAAAGCGUGCUUUGGAGAGACCCCUGUUGGGACUUGGAGAGGAACACACGGCGGCCAGGGUGGUUAUUUGGGCGAGGCAGGAGGGGGUCACUUGUCCUUAGGAUCCCACGGCAGAUAGAGACGGGAGGGUGCAGGGAGGGGAGUCCGUGGCGGAGAGCCUGAUCCGGGUUGAGUUUCCUUUUGCUUUGCACAUGCCUCCCUCCCCGGGGAGUGGAGAUUAUCGGUUCGCCUUGGGCCUCCUUCUCCCCCGAGGUGUGAUGCCUUCAGGGAUCUCCUCAUGAGUCGGCCUGGCAGCUCCACCGAGUGCACUGUUGCCAACGUGGACCAGCAGUGGCUCCCCGGAGUUUCAGGCAAGGAAUGGGCUCCCUCUCCCCCCCCCAGCCCUUCCUGGAGGUGCCGUCCUCCAGAACAAGAUGCCAUUCCUCAAGGAUCUGGGCUAAGGGUUGAAGCGGAGAAGGGGAACGUUGCCUUGCCAUGCCGAGCAGGGAUGUCGCUGCUGCUCCCCGGCAAUGAAGCACAGAAGGGGGACGUUGGCAUCUUGUCCCUCUGCUGCCACCAUCACAGCGGCAUCGAAGGCUGUGCUGCUGCUGCAGCAACCACCCCUCCCCCAGGACCGGGUGUCGCCCUCCCAGUCGCUGCUGCAGGCCCCAGAGCAACGCCAAGCGGCUCGGCCCCAGAAGUGACUGCCAUGGCAUUCCCUCAUAGGGCACAGGGCGGCGUGGGCAGGAUGCUGGCACCGCUGCUGCAGUAAGGGUUUUUAUACUGGGUAGUAGAUUGCAGCCUGGUCUAUUACUUUCAUUUUAUGAAUCAAUGGCCUUGUUAGAUAGUAAAUUUCAAGUCUACUUGCUGUUUUAGGGGUUGCUUUUCAUUGUCUGGAACGGAUUAAUCCGUUUUCCAUUACUUUCUAUGGGAAAGCACGCCUUGGUUUAAGAACGGACUUCCAGAAUGGAUUAAGUUCUUAACCCGAGGUACCACUGUACCUGUUUCCUGGAGCAGCAGAAUUUGAAUGGCACAGAGAUGGGAGGACUACAUGGGGCUAUGGAAGGCAUACAUGGAUCUCUCAGUCUCUGUAAAGGCAGCUUGCACUACCCAUGCACAUGAGUACAUGGAAGGGAAAGGGGAAUGGAACGGAAAGGGUUGUACUGAGCCCUUUAUAAAUCCUCUGGGCACUCCGCGUGAAGUGGAUCAGUCCCUUACUUUUAAAAUAGGAACUUUAAUUUCAUAAUUGUAGCUUUGGACAUUUUGUUGAGGAAAUUGAUAUGAGUGUUUAAAAUGAAAAGGAGCAAAAUGUAAAUAUCGUAUUGGAAUUCUUCCUUCGUGGAUUUUUCUAUGAAUGAUGGCUUUUGGCAGGAUUCCUGUCAGAAUCCUAGGUAAAUAUUUCUCUUCCAAGAAUAAGCUCAUAUACACGACAUGGAAUUGUUUCUCUUUUUGUUUCCCACUCCUGGUGUAGAACUAAAAUGAAAUACAGGAAGUUAAAAAAAUACCUAGAAGAAAUAUGUGAGCGUCAGAAAAAGUCUUUGCUCCGAAACCAAGACUUGUUGAAGGAAUUUGAUUGCAUUGAAGCUCAAAUUCAGAAGUUUGCUUCAAGAUCAGAGUGCCUUCAGAGGCUGAAGGUAUUAUAUACUUUACUUUAAUAACUAUAAAUGAUUUUGAUGAAAACAGAUUGGGUGUACCCACACUUUGAUAUAAAUCAGCUCUAAAACUUUUUUUAGAAUAAUUUGCUUGCCGUGUGAAAAAUGCAGACCUGCUGUAUAAGUAAAGCGGUGAACCAAAGUGGCCUUAUAGCUUUGGAAAUGAGGGAGGGUUGAGGGCACAGAGAACCUUGAAUACUCUUUAUAUACUAUUGAGGCUCCGUGCUCAUGUUCCUAUUUGCUAAAUAUAUGGUGUUUUGGUUCCUUGACCCAUGUAACUGGAUCCAAAAGAAUAGAGGAAACACCACCAGCAUUUUAUUACAAUUUCUUAUGAUGUUGUUUUUUCUUGAGUAGUAUGUGAUUUUUAUUUUUACUGGCUAUUGAAGCAUUCCGGAAUAGCUGCAGUGGAUUCUGACCCUGUUGUGGUCUUUAUGAGAAGCUUGUUUGACAGAUUGAACUGUGCUGUUUUGGAGUUAACCACAUUACCAUUCCAUUUUGGUUUCUCUUCCAUCAGCACUCACUUUUUGUUGGGAUUUAUUUCGAUAUCAGAGUUACCAUUAUUUUCUUUUUGCCAUACAAUCUGUACAAUACUAGCUUUUUCCAUAUAUGCCACCUGGAACACAGAACUCUUGUGACAUAUGAGUUGUGUAUCCAUGGUAGACUAUAAAGAUAGUAUAACAACAAAUGUUACAAAAUGAAUUACAAGAUAAUACAGUAAUAUUGCAAUGUGUUCAAAUGCAUUGUCAGUUCAUUUGUAUUUUGAAUUGAAUGAAGUGUCAUACGUAAAGGUUUUACAUUUUAAAACAUGCCUUUCAUCUAGUUCAGAUUUCAUAUUGGUACAGUUUAUCAUCAGACAAAUACAACAGUAAAUAGAUAAAAUGUUUCAACUACAUUAAAACUUUAAUCAGGUAAACUGCUAGGGUAAAUAAGUAAUGUUUUGAGAAUUCUGUUCAGAAUGCUUAAUAUAUAUGUUUAAUAUUUGUUUCACUGCCUGUAUAUUUAUUACAAUCUGAUUGCAGUGGAAAACUAUAUGUUUUACCUUUCCUCAAUGAAAUCAGUAGAGCAUACUUAAGUUUGGCUGGAUCACAGCCUGAAUCAAUAUGCAGACUAUUUAAUCUUAAUUUAUGAUGCCUUUUUUAUAUAUUAGGCAGAGUAUGAAGGAGGAUUUAAGAGAGAGCAGAUUCCUGAGAGAAAAAAUAUUUCAAAAAGCAAUCAGAGUGAUGUUAUGAAACACCUGGUAAGUAAAAAUAUUCUAAAAGGUAUAUCUAACCAGAGCUAAACACUUUGGGCAAAGCAAUCCAAACUGGGACUGGGGACAAGUGAGAUGGAGCAGAGCAAUGGACCCAUCACUGCAUCCCAAGCACUGCCUCCUUGUGUGACCAGAGCAGAAGGCAAGGGGAGCCAGUGUAAAGAAUUUCCUCCCUGAAUGCGUUUUCUGUGCUUUGACUCCAGCAAGUCCAAAGCCACCAGUACUCUAUCCUGUUUGAAAGCUAUUUUGCUAGCUACCAACUGGGUGAUGCUGAGGCCUCUGUUGUGGCAGAACCACCCAGCUGGUGGCACUCCUUUCCACAGAUGUUGGCAGAGGCAGCUAUGCACCAACCAAAUACUGGCCCCACGAGCCAUCAGUGCAGCUGGGUUGUGAUCUAAAUUCAUUUCAAUGGUGGAGUUAAAAAGGCAUGUUUAAGUCUCUCCCUCUGAAAUCAAUGGGACUGGGAAGUAGCUCUGGCUGGAACAGAUCUGUAGUCUAUUAAUUGGGGAGCUGUUAGAGGCGUUUAUUUUAUUCAGGUAAAAAAUAUAUUUUGCAAACCUCUUGUGUAAUUACUUCCGCCAUGCAGUUUAAAUCGUUCCAUAGUGCUGGAAAAGAAACAAAUGUCCAUUGUGAAAUUUAAAAAUACUAUCACACACACACACACACACCAUGUAUGCCAAAUAUUUAAAUUUAAGCCCCCCAAAAUUAGCAUUUAUAAUUUUGUACAUUUUGACUUUUUCCUUCCAAAAGACGCCAAAAAGAAGAAAAACAACAACAGUCACAGACAAAGCCUGACGAGAAAUACUCAAAUAUAUUCUGCUAUAUAUCUGCAGUAGUGCAGCCUUCUAAUCCCUCCUCCUAUCUCCAUAUAAAUGAUACAGUUCAAGACCAGAGCUGUUUUUCUUCCCUAAAAGCAGGAAAGCUCUUUUAGAUGAAAUGUCUAAAAACAUCUUGUAAUAACUUGGAGCAUGCUGGCAAGAGUAGUCACUUGUGACUAUGUGUGAAACCCCCUCAGCUAGUCGAUAUUGUAAUAAGCCAAAAUGGGUAGCAUCACUCCAUUAUUCAGAAAAGCCAACAGCAUGCUUGUCCCUUAGGCUACAGCAUUCAUUAAGGAAAGCUUACUGGGCUGAAAGCUGGAAACAGAUGAUAACAGGAUAUGAUUUUCAUAUUUAAUGCAUUCCUUGGAAGAGUAUGUGUGCAGCAGAUUGAUAGAAGAAUCAACUGCUACUUUGCUAAAAGACUUUCUAGUUUGCCCUAUAGCUACCGAUGGAAUCAUUCAGCCAAGAAAUUAACUUUUUCUCCUUUUACCUGCUUUAUGUAUCAGCUAAGCAGGCUGUCUUGCUGCCAGUAAAUGUUAUUAUGCAUUUAACUGUUUGGUAUUUAAGACUCUUAUCAGGAAAGAAACAGAGGCAACACUAUUUUGUGUUUUUGUGUGUGUGUGUGUUUAAUAGUAUCAGGAAGGUUUUCAUUUUUCUUUCUUCAUUGCGUUAGCAGACGUUAAUCUGAGUUUAUAGAUGUUUUUCCUUCACAGUAGAUUAAAAAGGUGGAAAAACCUUGAAUUUAGGCCCUUCUUAAAAUAUACAUGGAGCAAUGAGCCUCACCAGCCUUGACCUAUAUAAGUAUGCCUUCUACAAUGUUCAGAUAUUUAGGAAGCGAUAGUGAUAGAGUUCUGAAAUACUAAUUUUCCUGUGUUGUUUUUAAAAUAUUUGUCCUUGAAGUUUUUGAUCUUAAAUAAAUCUACAUUUCAUUGCAGCCCUACUUACAUAAAUAUCUGUAUAUCAGAACUACUAGAACCCUUAUGAUACCAUGGUACUUUAGUACCCCAUGUCAUAAAUUAUUGCAAUGGGUACCUCUUCAUUUCUUUACUUACCUUCUGGAAGUAAAUUAAAAAAUAAACAGGCAACUAUAACAACAGUUUAUAAUAUGGGGCACUAUAGUACUGCAGUCAUAAGGUGUUCAUUUAUUUUAUUUUUAAAAAUUCUGUCCCACCUAUUUCUCCAAAGGAACUAAAGGCAGCCACUAAAUAUUAAUGAAAACAGAAAACAAACAUAACCCCUAAGAAGGCCCAAUAUACACUCAGAGUUAAGAGUAUCAAAUCCGUUAAAAAAAUUCCAGCAGCACAAAAAUGACAAGGAACAACAGUGAUGUGUCUAUAUAGAAGUGGCUGAGAUCCAAACUGGCCCAUGUGCAAGUGGAAUGAGCCUCCACACAUGCAUUGGACUGCAGAUAGAGAGUUGGUGAUUCCACUUCCAAGCUGCAUUUCCCUAUUCUGGAGAAUCCCUGAUUCCCAGGAGCAAUUUUUCUAGGGGUGCCAGAGGUUGCAAGUUAACUGGAAAAUUCUUGCAAAUAAUAUAACUUUUAAAAAGAUGUGGAUGUAAAAACACCAGCAUUUCCCCUAUUAAUUCCACAAACAAUCUCAAAAUAGCCAGAGCAACCCAGAGAACAACUGACAGUUCACAUGGAGCAUGUGCUGUGAGGGUGAUGUCAACUCUCUACAGCUGACAGUCCUCUAGCCCAGUGGAUUGGGAAUCAUACUAUCUUUGCCUAUCCUUUUGAUGGACUGCUUACCGGAAGGGCCUUGAUGGACUUCUUAGUAGCCAUUGGGCCAUGGGUUGGUGGAUUAUGCCAUGUUGUGCAUUUUCAUAUAAAUUAAAUUGUGCAGGGCCAUCCUCCCAGUAGUAAACCUGAAAGCAGAACCUUGGUUUCAGAAUGUUGCAGAAGGUCAUGUAUUACUUGAUUGCCUUUGUGACUCAGAACUAGGGAACAGAUAGAUAUCUGCCAGUACUGUAGUUAUCUGUUUAGUGGUAGAUGGUGGGUGUAAUUCACUGGAAGUUCUGCAUAGGUCCCAUUGAAAUGAAUAGAACUGUAUAGAUUCUGUUUAUUUCAAUUGAAUUAACUAGUUGUGCCCAUAAGUCCUUUGUCCUGACCUAUAGAAUCAUAGAAUCAUAGAGUUGGAAGAGACCACAAGGGCCAUCGAGUCCAACCCCCUGCCAAGCAGGAAACACCAUCAGAGCACUCCUGACAUAUGGUUGUCAAGCCUCUGCUUAAAGACCUCCAAAGAAGGAGACUCCACCACACUCCUUGGCAGCAAAUUCCACUGUCCAACAGCUCUUACUGUCAGGAAGUUCUUCCUAAUGUUUAGGUGGAAUCUUCUUUCUUGUAGUUUGGAUCCAUUGCUCCGUGUCCGCUUCUCUGGAGCAGCAGAAAACAACCUUUCUCCCUCCUCUAUGUGACAUCCUUUUAUAUAUUUGAACAUGGCUGUCAUAUCACCCCUUAACCUCCUCUUCUCCAGGCUAAACAUGCCGAGCUCCCUUAGCCGUUCCUCAUAAGGCAUCGUUUCCAGGCCUUUGACCAUUUUGGUUGCCCUCCUCUGGACACAUUCCAGUUUGUCAGUGUCCUUCUUGAACUGUGGUGCCCAGAACUGGACACAGUACUCCAGGUGAGGUCUGACCAGAGCAGAAUACAGUGGCACUAUUACUUCCCUUGAUCUAGAUGCUAUACUCCUAUUGAUGCAGCCCAGAAUUGCAUUGGCUUUUUAGCUGCCGCGUCACACUGUUGGCUCAUGUCAAGUUUGUGGUCAACCAAGACUCCUAGAUCCUUUUCACAUGUACUGCUCUCAAGCCAGGUGUCACCCAUCUUGUAUUUGUGCCUCUCAUUUUUGUUUGCCCAAGUGCAAUACUUUACAUUUCUCCCUGUUAAAAUUCCUCUUGUUUGUUUUGGCCCAGUUCUCUAAUCUGUCAAGGUCGUUUUGAAGUGUGAUCCUGUCCUCUGGGGUGUUAGCCACCCCUCCCAGUUUGGUGUCAUCUCAUAAUUGUGCCCAUUUAACUUUGGGCACUGAGCAACUUCAGAAGCUUGUAAAAACUCCAUUCCAGGGUUUGAGCCCUGAGCUUUUAUGCCUUCAAAGACUCCUUAUCUCGGCAGCUCAUAAAUCUUGAGGCCUGCUUGGCUCCACUCCCAGGCCAAUUAGCCGGCCGGAGUUCAAAGAGACUUUGCCACGUGAUUCUGGGCUCGAAACCUGUUGUUGGGAUACUGCCAGGGAGACAAAGUCCAUCAUGACUCCACGUCGCUUCCGGACGUCCAUCGAUCUCCCGUAGACACGCAGUAUCAACAAUUAGCGACACGAGCUCCAGAAAUAGCUUGCCACAUUCCAGAGCUGAUGCACGCUCUAUCAGCAGAUAAUGCACAGCGAAAGAUGCACUCAGGAGAGCAUAUUUACAAGUUUAUUCAGCGUUGGUCAGAACAAAGAAAAAACAUGACUGCCUGCUUCAGUGUCUCAGACACAGAGAGAGAAACGAAAGCAUAGACACAACAGAAACAUCCUGUGAACAGGAAAUACGCAGGCUGUGACACAAACAUCCUGCUCCCUUUUAAGGUGGAACGGAAAUAUCCUAACAUGCAGUUGGUUCUAGUUUUCUCUGCCCAUAACCACCACACUUACAUACUUGACUUUGUCUAUCUGGUUCUCUCUUGGAAAUAGUUAAUGCUUGUUCUUGGUGAGCAGGUGAUUGCCAGCUUACAUGUUUUUUUGGGGGGGAGAGAAAAACCUGCAUAUACAAAUGCAAGUUUUCUGAUAUUCUGUCACCUUCUCACUUUAGUGUGACCAAUUAACUAUUUGUAAUGUAGUUGAGAAUAUGGUCAAAACUGUCAGCCAAAUGGUAGAGCAGCUGCUUUGCAUGCAGAAGAUCCAAGAUUCAAAGUACUUGGCAAUGUGUAGAACUGUACACAGUACUUGCAUUUAGAAAAGAGUGGGAUACAAUUCAUUGGGAUGUUUUCUUGUGCUCGCCAACUCAUUUCAGCGGGCUUUACAUAAGAGACCAUCUGGUUUGAUUGUGCCUAUAAGAGAGCCUUGCAGGUGUGCACAUAUAUUUUAAAUGGAUAACACCUUGUUCAUUUUAAAAUCCCCAUCCGCAACAACAAAAAUUACUCUGGUUUCAAACUGUGUUUUUCAGAUGGUGCCAGAAGUAAGACAGACAGGAAUUAACAGCAGGACAGCCAUGUCAAGAGGACUGUAUCAUACAGCAACAAUCUUUAUGGGACGCCAAAUGUCAGCUGUCUCAAGCGUUGAAGAUUUCAGUGUGCCGCCGAAAUCUUCUGAGCUCACAAAGAGCUUUUCAAUUUCUGACCCACAUUCACAUAGACAACCAUCACAGAGCAGUUAUGUGACAGACAGCUGUGUAGUACGAACUAAUAGUGAUCUACAGCGCUCAAAUAAGUCUGACAAAAUAGAUGGAAAGACAUAUCUGCUGAUGGGCAAGGAAACGCCAGUCACAUCCAGUGUAUCAUAUGAGAAUGAAAGAACUUGCUGUUUAACAGUAGAAAGCAAGACAAAUAAUUGCAGUAGUAAUUUUGUGGAAAGCAAAAUGUCUCCUGAACUUAACUCCCUGUUACAUGGAAGAUUAAGUCCAGAGAACAGAACCACCGAUUUAAAAAGUGACAGUUCCUGCAAAUCGUUGGAAGAAAUACUGACACAUGAGUACUCUGUACGAAAUGAACAAGGAUCUAAACGGCCGAUCUUAUUGGUGUGUCGCCCUGAGCAGCUUGUUUCUGGAAAUGAGCACUCGAGAGCAAAAUUCCCAGGUAUAGUGAUGAUGUGUGUAAUGGAAAUAGCUCUCCUCCUGCCUAGUUGGAUUUUUACAAUGGUAUCCAUCACUGCAUUAUCUGCAGAUGCAAAGGAACUGCAUUUUUAUAUACUAACAAUGGCAGGGACGCAUUGAGGGCUAUCUAUUGCUUGCAUUAAGUUUUGUUUACUGCCUGAGCAACUAUAGUGAGAGUCCAUGCAAGAGACCUAUGUCCUUUAUUUACUUUUUGGGUGCAGUUUUCUAGAUCUCUUUCAUGUUCUUGAAUAGAAAUAUCUGUCCUGUUGUCUUCAUUACUUUCUGAGGAACACAGUACUGUAGUGGAAAAGAAUUUAACUUGACAGUCCUUUAAAGGGGCAUUCAGCAGGAGUACACAGUUACCUGGCCUCUCUAAACACCCAGUUCCAUUGCUGUUGAUCUUGCUGUUCAGGAAUGAAAGUCAGACUUGUUUUUGUCUGUCUGCUUAUUCCAUGAUUUUUAAAUUGGAUUUUCAUUGAACUUUUCAGUGCUAUAACUGAUUUCUCUCUCUCUGUUGGUUCUUGAUUGUAUUUUCUUCUUCAUUAGUUUCUGUGGUAGAGAUAUCUAGCUUCAAUUCUGAAUACGUAUUCCUCGUUAUUUGUUCAUAUUUAUAGCCUGUCUUUUUUGAAAGAAAAACUCAAAGUGGGUAACAUAAGAAGUAUAAAGUAUACAAGAGGCCUUGUGGUCUUAUUCGAUUGUUCUAUAGGAAAACUAAUCAUUGGUGAAAUAUGCUGGUGGAAUUGACUCCAGCAGACAAACAGAAGACAAUCUCCUUUGGUCUCUACUUUUCCAUUGAUUGAGUUUUUCAGUACAGUUUUUAAAAAUUGUAUAUAUUUCUAAAACUUUCUUCUUUAGACAGACUGUGAGAUGGUUUGUUUUUAUCAUUUACUUUUGUACUUGGUGAUGAAGAUUUUGAAUGGCCUUGACAUUACAGUAUAUUUAUGUAUUUUACUAUAUAUUGCUUUCAACCUUUCCUUUUUUGAAAACACAGGAUUUAACAUUUUUUAAGUAGCCAGUUAUGACCUAUGUUUGGGGAUGUAUUUUUAACUGAAAUAUAUAUACAACUAUUAUCAAAUUUGAAUUAAUAUUUUCAUUGUAAUUUAUUUUUAUUUGUAAUUAUUUUUAAUGUUAAGUUUCUGUUACAGUUCCUGAGGAUAGUCUGAUGCUGGACAAAAAUGCACAGGAGAAAGAAGGUGGAAGUUCAGGUGGAAGUAGUGACCUUACUGUUUCUUUCAGUGAAGAGGAUGAAGAAGGGAAACCAUUAAAACUACAGGAUUUAGGCUGCAGCACACCAUAUAAUGAGGAAGAACAUCCAUGUUCACAAGCAUUAUGUCAUUAUAGCUCAAGUGGAGGCUCAUCUGCUAGUCUCACAAUAAGGUAAAACCAAGCCAUUGAUUUCUUCAUUCCUUUCAGUUGAAACACCAUUUGGAACAUUUUUUCUAAUGAUAUUUUAGCGCAGGUGUGCACGACAUCAUUGGAAGGUUUUGCCACUUUGCCUUCUUUCUCACUGAUCCUCAAGCUGUUUAACCUCCCCCUAAACCUUGUUCACUUCCAGCAAUAAAACUGUGCUUGAUGUCACAGUUUUACGCUUCCAGCAAACAUGGUACUAUUGAGAGAAAGUGAUCUGUUGUUUCACUGCCCCUUGUGGCAAGUCAUUCAAGGUUGCAGAGAUGUGGCUGAAACUUCCUGACAGUAAGAGCUGUUCGACAGUGGAAUUUGCUGCCAAGGAGUGUGGUGGAGUCUCCUUCUUUGGAGGUCUUUAAGCAGAGGCUUGACAACCAUAUGUCAGGAGUGCUCUAAUGGUGUUUCCUGCUUGGCAGGGGGUUGGACUCGAUGGCCCUUGUGGUCUCUUCCAACUCUAUGAUUCUAUGAUUCUAUUCUAUGAUUCUAUUAUGUUACCCUUUUCUGGGCAACAGACAGAUUCUCCCCUUUUGGUUUGGGUCUCCAAGUAGCUGCAAGCUUUCUUGCUUAGUUCUGGUCACUCUACAUGCCUUUUCCAUCCUGCCUAGUCCCCCUGCAAGUGUUACCACAAUAUAACUGUCUGAACUCUGUCUUGUUUCUUCUUAAGCAACCAGAAAUGCUCAUUUUCUGACUAAGUGCUAAAACUGAGGAAUUUCCAAUGGUAUUUGUGAUGCAUCAUAGUCUUUGUGUGGUUCUAUUUGUGCACGGGCAGCGCAAUGUUACACAGGAGGAGCAUGGCGAUUGAAGUAAUAUCCUCCGUCUGCGCCUUUAACUUCAACAAAACAUCGCGCCUUGCGCUCCUCCUGUGUAACGUUGCUCCGUCCACACACAAAUGGAGCCGCACGAAGACACCACACGGCAAAAACGGACUUCCUACAGCCUCCCUCCCAGCUGUAGGGCGGGCAGAGUGGAGGAGGCAAGCAGAAUACUGUACGCAGGCUCCAUGGGAAAGGCAAGAAGUGGUAAAAGUAAUUGGAAAAAAAAGCUUCACCACUCUUCCCCCCCCCCCCCAGCUCAUAUCUGCACCCCCCCCCCAAAGCUCAGCGAUUGCCGGCAAAGGAACAGUGAAUGACGGCCUGUUAGACGCGUGGGGCUGUUAGCCUCUGGGCAAUCUUCCCCUCCUAAAAUUUCAACAAGUCAGGGCAAUUUCCCCCCAUUUUCUUAAUUUGGGGUCCCCAAAAAUAGGGGGCGUCCUAUACAUGGGGGCGUCCAAUACAUGGAAAUAUAUGGUAAAUGUAAUUAGUCAUCUUUACACACAGCAUAAUUUUGUACCUUAUUUGAAAAUAACCUCUUUGUGAAGAAAACGACAUAAUCAGCCUUUAUUGUAAGUGAAGAUUCUGUGUUUAGUUCAAGUGGUAUGUUGCUACAGAUAAUGGAUUCACUUUGUAUUUUAGACCUAGACUAGCUCCCCUUCCCCAAAAAAUAAAUAAAAUGAUUUUAAGCUUUAUUCACAGCACAUUUCUUUUAUGUUUCACCAUUUGUUUUAGUACAUAACAGUACAUCCAGAUUUCCAACCUCCCCCAAUCACAAACUGAAGUUUUGUGCUCUGAGCUUCCUACAAGAUGUCUAAAUAGUGCCGUCUGGUAGUUAUCAAUCUGUUUCUAUUAUUGAUACUUCAGGUCUCCACCAUCCGCCAUAAGAAAUCAGAAAGAAAUUUGAUAGUUCAGGGAGUUGUGAAAUUUGCUACAUGUCAGUAUUGUCAAACUCUUAAAUGAAAGUCUUGUCCAGCACUUUGCCAGUUCCCAUAACUAACCUGUGCUUCAUUUAGAGCCUUAAAAACUUCAGCCUCUUGGAUUUAGCACUUAGGAAGAUAAUGAGUAUUUCAAGCUCAUGUUUAAGAAGGAACAAGGCAGAGACCUUUUGCUUGUGCUGCUUCAGCUGCAUUCAAGAGGACUUAGCACAGAUGGAUUGUGCAUUACAAAAUGUAACACAUAAUUCAAGCUGUCAGCUUAAUCAGACUGUUUCCAGGAAGCAACCUGUAAAAGAGAAAGACCCCUUGUUUGCUGACCCCUGAUCCAUAGCCUGCUGCAUCAUGUCAUCCAUUUUGCUUUUCUUUAUUUAUGUGUCCCUUCCUUCCCCUCCUUUUUAUUAAUGUAUUCCCUUCAAGUGGCACCCUGGAAAGACCACCCAGAGGGAGGAGCACAAUAGGGAGCGAGCUAGCUGAAAUAGAGAUUUUGUAAGACUUCAGUGCAAUGAAAAGCCCUGUUGAACUGCCUGUGUGUUCUCACUGCCUCAAUGUGUGUUAAGUCUAAACUUGAAAACGUCACUCCCGCACCAUCUUCAUUUUCCACUGUUCUUAGUCACUGUUGUGGAAUUGCAUUGCAGUAGAGUUUAGCAAUUUGGGAGAAUAUUUUACAAUUUCAUGUGUGUAAUUUGCAAUAUAUAUUAAAGUUAUAGAUUUUUCAAAAACCUUGAUAAGGCUAAUGAAUGUUGCUGCUGCUGUUCUUGAACAGUUUAUAGGCUAGCUGUGUGUUUUGCUUUGUGGAGUUCUGCUGUUGAAUGUGGAAACAAAACAGGCAGUCUGAAAUAAAAACCUGAAUAGCUAUUUACACCUCUGUAAAAGGAUUAGCAAUUCCCCAUUGUUAAAAAGCUUAAACUUCAAUUUGCAUCAUUAUAGAGGUAUCACUUACUCCAAUCUCUCCAGUAAUAUUUUAUACCUGUAGGGAACCACUAGCUUUGUCCAUUUAUAUAGUUGUAAGAUUUAUAAAAAUACAAUCAUGCUUGGGUACUGUUAAAUUAGAAAGGGCUAAAUGCUAAGUUGUUUGAGCUAUCAUUUGCAGCUCACUGCCUCAUUGUUAAAACUUACAUUUGAGAUGUAUUCAGUGCCUGAUCUGAACAUGAGGUAAGUUUUAUAUUUUUAAAGAAGACAAAGCAAUACACUAAUGUAUUAUAGCUCUGGAGGUUAGGACUCGAAUCAAUGGCUUCAAGAUACUAGAAAGGAGAUUCUGACUUAAACCUCAGGAAAAACUGUUUGAGCUGUUCGACAGUGUAACCUUCUCCCUUGGGAGAUUGAGAGCUCUCCUUCCUUGGAGGUUUUUAAGCAGAGGUUGGAUGGCCAUCUGCCAUGGAUGCUUUAAUUCCUGCAUUGCAGGGGGUUGGGCUAGAUGACCCUUGGGGUCCCUUCCAACUCUACACUUCUAAUAUUCUAAAAGGGUCACAAUUUCUAAUAAUAAAAUCAGGACAGUGUUUGCUGUCAGAUACAGAAACCUGAGGGCUGAUGGGAAUUGUAGUCUAAAUCAUCUCAAGGUUCAGGAAGACUGCUUUAAUGUCUAGGUCCUGUUUGUGGGCGUCCCACAGGCAUUUUGUUGCCUACUAGGAAAACAGGAUCCUGCCCUAGAUCAACUUUUGGUCUGAUCCAGUAUGGCUGCCUUAUGUUCUUAGGUGGGGCUACCCAGUGUGCAUGAUGACAUCUUGACACUGUGUCUCUGCCUGUGCUCUGCUUCAUGGGCUGGAAGCUCACAACGUGAUAAUGCCCUAUAGUUUAGAAACAAGAGCUGGGCCAGUCCUCAUGCACACAUGAAUCUAAAGGUACUGUAGAAGAUUGGGGGGGUGUGCUAGAAAUGAAGUGAUCCAUUCCAACUUUCCUGCUCUUUAUCAAAAGUGCUAGCUCCAUUCAAAAAUAUGAAUAUAUGGAAGAUAGAAUAAGUUAUCCCAUUGUCAUUUUAUACAACACAUUCAUUACCAUGAGCACACAGUGCAUAUUGUAAUUAUUAUUUUUUAAAGUGUUCAUAUUAUUUCAUGAAGUUUUCAAAAUCUUUUUAUUUAUGUGAAAAAUUAGAUAUGACAGAUUUGUGUACACCCCAUUCAUGUAUAAAGUGGAAAAUGGAGACUGUUCUGUUUUAUUAUACCAAAGGAGGAGGAGGAAGAUUCACCUGAUUUUAAGUGGAAGAUCCCACCUUCUUCUUUAUAUGCAAAUACGUCAUACACAUGAAUAAGCAAAUAUGACUCCCUCCCCAUUUACAGUUGUGUGCCCAUUUUGGUUUUAUAUGUGAAUAUUUUAAUAGGUUAUAAUAGCAUUUGUUUAUUUCUGCAGAAAAUCUUUGACAUUUGAAGGAUUUGCUCAUGUCUUGACAUUCAUAGAGCAGUUUGUGGCCACAGCAGAUCAGGAACACCUAAUGUUAUACCAGAGGAAAGCUGUGAAUACAGUAGAGCUGGAGACCCUUAUAAGGUUCAAAUAUUAUUUUCUUUUAAUUGGGAGACAGUAAUAGUGUUUGUCUAUGUAUCAAAUCAAAUCUUUAUUAUGGUCAUAGACCAGCAUAAGUAGGGUGGGGUACAAUCAUUUAAAAAUCUGUAAAACGUUUUGGAAAGCUGAAAUUAUUAAAACAGAAGGUAUAUAUAUUAAAACUAUAAGAAGCUAAAAGAAGGGUUAGGAGCAUUAAUCGGCUGUGGAAGAGCAUACAAGGUUAGUAUAUAAAAGGCUAUGGCUAUCAAUUUACAAAGCACUCCAAUAUGAGUGUUCAUUAAAUCUAGUUUGUGGCACAGGUCAUCAUUCAACAAAUUUUGAGCACUGCUAUGCAGAACCUGGCAACAUUCUUUGUUGUAGCAGGGUUGAUACCUGAAAGCAGCAGGGAGGUAUAGAAUUGCCCUGUGCACCCUGGGUCCUUAUGGGGAGAUGAGGCUAAUACGAAUGUCUCUGUAAUACAGGCACUGGAGAAGCACAUGCUCUAUUGUUUCUGUUUGUCCAGAAUUACAGGGGCAUUGUCUCUCGGAGCAAGCAAUCUUCCUGGCGUGACAUCGUGCCAGGGUAAAGGCCCUCCGAUGCUUAGGGACUUUAGUUAGAUAUGCCAUGGGGGAGGCAGAGUAUCUGAUGGAUUCAUUGGCAAUAAAAGUUGGGGUACUGGCUAGAUCCAAUUGGCUGUGUGUCUACUACACAUUGUUUAAUGAGUGCUUUGGCCUGAUCAUAUCCCAUGCUGAGUAGAAGACCUGGAGAGAAGCCCAGGGAUGAGAUUUUAGUUGCCACUGCCUGUUUCCAUGUGGAUUGAAAAACAUCACUCAUAGUUAGUGGGGCAAGGCCAAGGGGAAAUAGAGAUAGUCUGAGCCAAUAGUUGAGUAUAGUCACCCACACUCUAGCCUCCACUUUUGUGAAGCUUGUCUAGUCUCAGAGUGACAUUAAAGACACAUUUUGGGACUUGAAGGACUGAUCUUAGAAAUUUGGAUUGUACAGGUUCUAGUGUAGUGAGAGCCAGUGUGGUGUAGUGGUUAAGAGCAGUGGACUCGUAAUCUGGUGAACUGGUUUGAUUCCCCGCUCCUCCACAUGCAGCUGCUGGGUGAACUUGGGCUUGUCACACUUCUCUGAAGUCUCUCAGCCCCACUCAACCUCAGAGUGUUUGUUGUGGGGGAGGAAGGGAAAGGAGAUUGUGAGCCGCUUUGAGACUCCUUCGGGUAGUGAUAAAGCAGGAUAUCAAGUCCAAACUCUCUUCUAGUCGUACAAAAUUGGAGAAGGGGCCCAGCCGGGCACCAUAGAGAAGUUGUGCUAUUGGCUUGGCUUCAAAUAAUUUGAGUGCUGCAGGUAUAUAGUGGCCACCUCUUGUUUUAAAAAAAAUUAAGGAUUGAAGAUGCGCUCCUCUGAGCAAUAACAGCAACAUAGUCUCCAUGAGCUUUCCUACUGCCAGCAGAAUGAAAAACUACCCCCAGAUAUUUGAAACAGGAGACCUGCUCAAUCUUAUAGCCAUCUAUGCUCCAGGAGUGGCUCAUAGGCCUUUUGGCAAAUGCCAUUAUUUUAGUUUUCUGAUAGUUGAGUUCUAGCUGGUCCUCCUUGCAAUACUGUGUUAGUGCUCUCAGUGCUCUUUUGAGGCCAAUAGGUGUUCUUGAAAAUAUUGCUGCAUUGUCUGCAUAGAGGGAUGUGUCUUCCAGCAAGUUUUGGGAAGUGAAAGUUUGUGCUAUGGAGGUGGCUUACCAUUGAGUUGAUGUAGAAAUUAAAUAAGAGUGGGGGCCAUAUGCAGCCUUGCUUGACACCUUUCUUGGUUCCAGUGGCAUUGGUGAGAUGGCCCCAGGGGUUACAUUUUACAUUAAGUGAGGUCCCUUCAUGUAGCAUACAAAUUAGAUGGAGUAGACGUCUAUCUAUUGAGGUGGCCUCCAGUUUUUUCCACAGUUUAGCUCUGGGUAUGGAAUCAAAUGCUGCUUUGAAAUCUAUAAAAGCAGCAUAAAGAGAGGUUGUGUUGUGGGAGGAGUACUUCUCAAUGAGAUGAUGGAGUACUAGGCAUUGGUCAAUAGUGGAUCAGCCUUCCCUAAAGCCAGCUUGCUCCUCUCAAAGUAUAUUUUCUUGUUCCAUCCAGUUGUGGAAUUUCCAUUGUUAGGUGUCUUGUGUAAAGUUUGCUACCCCAGUGUGGGGUAGUGGUUAAAAGCGGUAGCCUCGUAAUCUGGGGAACCGGGUUCGCGUCUCCGCUCCUCCACAUGCAGUUCACGUCUCCGCUCCUCCACAUGCAGCUGCUGGGUGACCUUGGGCCAGUCACACUUCUUUGAAGUCUCUCAGCCCCACUUUGAAGUCUCUCAGCCCCACUCACCUCACAGAGAAUUGUGAGGGAGGAAGGGAAAGGAGAAUGUUAGCUGCUUUGAGACUCCUGAAGGGGAGUGGAAGGAGGUAUAUCAAAUCCAAACUCCUCUUCUUCUAAUCGGUCUGUAGUUUGCAGUAUCAUCCCUUUUUCCUUUUUUAUAUAUGGGGGCAAUGAUUACAAGCCCCCAGUCCUUGGGGGCUCGGCCAUGGGUGUCAAUGCAGGUGAAGAGUGAGGCCAGAAUAUAGGCCCAGAAGUCCAUAUUGUUUUUAAUGGCCUCUUGAGGAAUUAGGUCUUCCCCUGGGGCCUUCUCCAGUCUUAGCUAAGCUACCAGGUUGUUAAUCUCUUGUUACCAUCACUGGUGCCCACAUAGGCAGAUUCUCUAUAGUUUGACUAGAGUCUCCACUUUUAGCAGAGGUGUCCAAGUAGAGUUCCUGAAAGUGAGCCUCCCAGGUCCCUGGGGGGAUGUGACAGUCCACCAUGGUUGGGCCAUUGCUUUGUGGGCUGGAUGUAAUAUGCCAAAAUGUGGCUGAAUCAUUGGAUUUGGCUGCCGGGAUAAGUCGUGUCCAGGUGUUCUUCAUGGCAUCCCUUUUCUUUUGUGCCAGCAGAUGCUUAUAGUAUCUCUUCUGCUGGAGGAGGUCCAGUGCAGCUGUUGGUUUGCUCUUGGAUACAUAAGCCUUGUAAGUGGCAGCAAGAACUUUUCUGGCAUUAACACAGUCCUUGUCAAAGCAUGUCUUGGAGUGGUGCUGUUGUUGUCUCAAGCAUGUGCUAUUAUUCCAGAUUAGGAGCUGGUGGGGCUCUUGCAUAAGGGUGUUAUAGUUCUCCAAGAGUGCAUCAGGAGAGACAGCAGAUAUCAGGGCACUGCAGGCGAUCUGAGGCCAGUAGUUCAGUUAUCAUUUGGCUUAGAUGAGGAGUACACUUGGGUCGAUGGUAAGUUCUUCCUGCUGGCAUUAGGAAGGGCUGGUAGGAGUCCUCAGUAUGUACAGGUAUCUCUUGAGUGAAGGCUUUUAGCUGAAGGAGAAUUGGGAAGUGAUCACUGCCAAAUUUAGGCAUAACUUCUAGGGUCUUAACAUAAGGAAGGAGGUCUCUAGAAACAGUUAUAUAGUCCAUAGCACUCAUUCCGGAGCCAGAUAGGUAGGUGAAUUCAGCUGGGUAGUCGCUUUCAAGGGCACCAUUUAAAAUGUAGAUGUUUAGCCUAAAUGCUGUUUGAGCCAAGCAGAGGGCUGCAAAGUUUGAUUUCUGAUCUUUUGAGCAGCGGGUGAGGAGGAAUCCAUCGGCUUCACGGCUGAGAGGAGGACAUUUGUGCUGUUCAUAGAGAAUGUGGUCAUUAGGGCUCAAUCUGGUGCUGAGGUCCCCUCCCAGAACUACAAAUGCAUUUGGGUUGAGCAGGAUAAGGUCACUGAUUUAGUUUCCAGUUCAGUCCACGAGACUCUGAUCUGUUGUCUGUGUAGUUUGCUUGUUUUGGUAACUGUGGUUGAAUUUAAUAAGUGGGAAAGGUUUCCUUGGGUGGCUCUCAGCCUGGUCAAGUCUGCAGAGAAGAAGAAUGUAAAGGUGGAAACUCUUAACAAUGAUAUUUGCUUUGUGCGCUAAGCAUGCUCUUUUGGGGAGCAGCCACGUCGCUCUUGUAGGGAGAAGGGAGGCCAUCACAAAGUUGGCAGCAGCCAUGUAUGUUGGGGUACAUAUAAAAGAGAAUUAAGUCCUUGGAACUUAAUACACAGCUGUUUCAGAGUGUGCAAAGUGUCUUUGUUUGGUUUUCUUUUUGUUUGUUGUUUGGGGGUGGGUAAGAGUCUUUGCUGUUGUUUUUAAGCUGGAGCAGGGUGGGGGUGGGGACUGUGUGUGGCACCCCCACCCUGCCCCUCAGUUGUGGGGCCUGAGGCAUAUUGAGUGACCUUUACUAUUUAAGAUGAGCAAUACAACUAAAUGUUCUCUUCCUCUCUUCCUCCCUUGAUUCUUUGGCUACUGGCAGUGUCACUGUCCAUGCAGAGUUCUUUUGGAGUUUGCUCCCUUAGGGGUGUGAGCAAAACAAAACAAGCAUUAAUGCAUCUGAAUCUGAAAAAAGAAUUUACAGGACUGUUUUUGCAGAGGGGACACACCCAGCUCUAACCCUUAUUUUUCAUGUGUCUGCUAGCCAGCAAUGUGGACUGUGUUUUUCCCACAUGCAUGACUUAGUCCAGGGGUAGUCAACCUUUUUAUACUUACCACGCACUAAUGCAUCUUUCUUGAUGGUAAAAUUUCCUUAUUGCCCACUAGGCCUCAAUGGAAGGAGGACUGUGCCGUAGAACUCCCUACCGCCCACCUAGAAUCUUGAAACGCCCACUAGUGGGCAGUAGGGACCAGGUUGAUAACCCCUGGCUUAGUCAGUAGCAAAAAGGAACAUUGGACCUACCUGAGUUCUUCCUCCUGAUCACUCCAGAAGCCAGGACAUAUACCUGUUGCGCCCUGUGUGUGAGAGAGUGUCUCUCCCACAGGUUCAGGAUGUAAUACAGCUUCACACUGAUGUUGGGACCACUGUUCGCUGGGCUGGGAUCUGGGUCUGCUCUGAUUCUCUGCCUUCUUGGCCCUAAAACCACUGCCUAAAGAGAUGAGAGGAACUAUUCCCAAUCUGCUUUUUUCUUCUUUGGAUCACCUUAUUUUUAUCCUCCUCAAGAGCCUUGCCAAAUAGCCUGCCCCCUUUUAAAUGGAGUGGACGGCAGAUUAAUCUUGGAUUAAUCCAGCCAGGAACCUGGGAGUAAACUGCGAAGAGUCUUAAACCAACAUCCACUAUAAAGGCAUCAGUCUCAGUUAGCUUCUUAAUAUCCUGUUUGAUCUUAAGAUUGGUUUUGGGACCUCUCUGUGUAGUUUCUUCAUCUAAAGGAGAGAAGGCCUGACAAAUAUUAAAAUAAAAGCUGCAGUCCUGACAGCUGGAGCAAAUGCCUCAUAGGACUUAAGCAAAAUGUAUCACUUUUACGGUGUUUUAAAACCUCAUUUCCACUACUGGAUACUACUGUCCCAGACACUACUACUGCCACAGGAGCAUUCGUGACGGCUUUCUUCCGGUUUUUCUUAGGCAGCAUGUAGGAUUUCAUUGAAACAGUCUCACUUGGCUUGGAUGACUUUGAGUUUAGCUCACUCACCGUCUGCAAUAUGCCCUCAGGAGGGGAACAGUCCUGCCACUCUGAGUACACUUCCCCGCCCCCCAGUUUGUGGCACUAAUAGUUCUAAGCCCUAGCAAUGCCUCUCUGAAUGGUCCUCAGAACAGUCCUGAAAGAGAACUGGGUAUCCCCUCCCUGUGUGAGGGCCCAAAGACAUACUCUCAUAACUAGACUCUUCCAUAAGUCUCAGGCUUUGCUUAUGUGUUGAUUACAGAACAGUAAAAGGGCAGAGCUAUAAGGAGAAAGGACAUAAGAUGAGGGAGAAGUGAACAAAUUGAGAAAAAUAACAAGGGGGGCGUCAACUAUAGAACAGCAUUGCCUGAGUCUGUUGAUGAGGCUGGACAGAAACAGGGAGAUGGAUGCUGUCCCAAACAGGGAUAACAGUUGUCUGAUUUGUAUAGGUUCUGCCUUCUGGAGUAAGUGGGAGGAACAACCCAGACACCCAUGGGAAAAUUAUUCUCUGAUAUUACUAGAAGCUGAAACUACCUUUUGCAAACACUCUUGGCUCAAUAAAAUACUUAAGGAAGGCUAAAUGUAGCCCCUGAUUCAUGUGUCUUCUAGCCUAAAGAGAGAACUUAAAGGGGACCAGCUAUAUCAGUAAGGAAGCCUCUUUUCACUAACAGUUCAUAGCAGGUUGUGUGAUACUCUCUGACCUCUAUAGAGAUUUCUGGAUCGAGUUCAGCGGCAACUUCUCUUGCUGGCUGUGAAUUGCAUUCACUACCACACUGAAUUGUCCUGCACUAAACUCAAGUACUGUGUCUGAAUCCCAAACUAAAAGUUAAUCUAAAUGCAUAUAACAGCACCCCAAUUAAAAUAUGAAAACACAAUUUCCUGUGGGAAUUAGGAAUAGGAGGAGGUUUUAGAUCUUUUUCAACCUGCUAUUUCCAUGUUGCAAAUCUUCCCAAGUAGCUCUCCCACUGGCUGGGGUUUCUAAUGCACGUUUCAUCACAUUUUAAAUCUUGCCUGCAAAUAAGCUAUCAAAGAGGUCGUGAUGAUUCAGAACAGGAAGUGUGUAUGUUCUCCCUUCACCCUGCCAUUUCUGUAUUCUGAUUUUCCCGCCUCUCCUGCCCUUUAGAAAGUUUCCCCUAUACUUCAGGGCCCAUUACAUCCUGUUACAUAUACUUUUAAGGUAGGUGUAGUUUGUGCUUGACUUCUGCUUGCCUUUAGGAACAGCGAGUUUGUUUGUUUAUCCCACUCUUCAGCUAAAAAAGGUUCCUAGAGUGGCUUACAAAUCACUACAAAGAAGUGUUAGUGACCACCAUACAUGAGCAGUCUGCUUGAGAGAAUCCAUGUGUGGCACAGAUAAUUUGGUUGCUUCAAAGACAUGGAUUCCUCAUGAAUGUUCAAAAUUAGUUGAAAUGCACAGUAAAACUAAACAUUCAUGACUCUGGUUCAGGUUAGUGAUAUGAUGGUUAUACCUGGACACUGUCCCAUUGGGCAGACUCCAGUUCAGGCCCCUGCAGGCUGUGUUUCCCCAUUCCAUGCCAAAAUAAGUGAAAUAACUGUAUGUGUGUUUUCCUCUUGAAAGGAGUACACUGUUGGAAAUGACUGACUAGUCUCCUAAUUUCCCUUGAACUCCAGUUCAAAACCCUCUGUGGGUUCAAGCCCUGAAAUAAAAGAAAGAAUCAUCCUUUCCAAAUAUCCCACCAUAUACUUCCUCAAAGGAGACUUCACUGGGAGAGUUACUCUACUGAAUCACCAUCAUCAUCAUCAUUUUCAUUUAUUACUUAUACCCCACCCAUCUGGCCAGGCCUCCCCAGCCACUCUGGGCGGCUUCCAACAGGAUAUUAAAAACACAAUAAAAGGUCAAACAUUAAAAACUUCCCUAAACAGGGCUGCCUUCAGAUGUCUUCUAAAAGUCAGAUAGUUGUUUAUUUCCUUGACAUCUGAUGGGAGGGUAUUCCACGGGGCGGACGCCACUGCCGAGAAGGCCCUCUGCCUGGUUCCCUGUAACCUCACUUCUCGCAGUGAGGGAAAGGAACUGAGAAUCAUGACUUUAGUUGUGGUUAUUCUUUUGGCAUCAGAAGGGGAGAACACUAACUUUCAGGGAAAUAACUUUUAGGGUAAUAAAAGUACAGUGCAUGCUCGGGCUGUGAUCGUGAUCCAUGCGGGAGGCACGUUAGCAACCUGCAGUGUUCGCAACCCGCGACCCAUGCGUCUGUGCACGUGCGGAUCGUGAUUUGGCGCUUCUGCACAUGGGCAAGCACUGAAAUCCAGAAGUAACCCAUUCCGGUACUUUUGGGUUCGGUGCAGUGCGCAACCCAAAGCAUUUGUAACCCGAGGUAUGACUGUAUCACAGAAGAAGAAGAAGAGGAGUUUGGAUUUGAUAUCCUGCUUUAUCACUACCCGAAGGAGUCUCAAAGCGGCUAACAUUCUCCUUUCCCUUCCUCCCCCACAACAAACACUCUGUGAGGUGAGUGGGGCUGAGAGACUUCAGAGAAGUGUGACUGGCCCAAGGUCACCCAGCAGCUGCAGGUGGAGGAGCGGAGACGCGAACCCAGUUCCCCAGAUUACGAGACUACCGCUCUUAACCACUACACCACACUGGCUCUCACAACUGAGGAGGUUGUUCUAGAUGAUAUUCGAUAUCUUCUAACUUUGCUGUUUACAGUCUAUAUUGAAGCCAAUUGCUGUGGGAACUAUUAUAGAUUACAUGGAUAAGAAUGGUGCUUAUAAUUAAUGGGUUUAAGCAAAUACUUCAUUAAGCACCUGUUAUUGUUUUAUAGCGUCUGUAAUGAAAUUGGCAGCUUAAAACCAGAAGGCCUUGAGGUAUGUGAAGCACUUGUCCUUCAUCAUCUUGAGAGAUUAUUGAAAUUUACAAUUGAUAGAUGCCUUCUACCAGAGAAAACGCUUAAAUACAAAAGUGGGACGCUGGAUGAAAAGCAUGAUAGGUAUGAUCAUUGUUAAGACUUACACAAUUCACUUUAUUUUUGGUCAUGCUAUUGAAAUCAGAGAAUUUAUAGGGAGGAACUUCAUAUACCUGAAAUAUCAUGUGUAUGAUUUAACCAUUCAAAAUGCACUGUUUAAAGAUUUUACAGCUGAGAUGGCUAACCUGUGGCUCUCCAGAUAUUCCUAGACUUCAGCUCCCAUCAUCCCUGCCUAUCAGCCAUGGUGACGGGCUGGUGAGAGUUGGAGUUCAACAGCAUCUAAGAGGCCACAAGUUAGCCCUGCUGUAGGUCAGGUGACAAGACACGAAGGGCCACAGGUUAGCCACCCCUGUUUUGCAGCAUAAUCCGAAGCGUGUCUACUCUUGUGUUCAGUGGAACUUACAUCCAGGUAAGUGUGUGUAGGGUUGCAGCUUUGAAGGACAUACUGAACAAUUGUUUUGUGUUUUAUAUGUAAAGCUUAUGCCUUGUCUAUAAUCGCUUAGGGUUCAUGAAGCAAACUGAUGCUAUGUGCCAGGCCCAGAGGGGCGAAUAGCUCUGGAUCCUCAGAGGAGUGCUGCAGAGGGAUGGGAAAGCAGGACUCCUCUUGUGUUGCUUGCUUGUUUUAGUCUUGUUUGCAGUUCCAUGUUGUUCUUGCUUUUUAUCUUUUAAUUUUUAUUCAAGUUGAAGAGGUCUGCUUUUCACCAAUGCUUGUAGAUGACAGGGCUGUAACUCUGAGAUAGGGAUCUAGAAACAGUCACUCAAGCAUUCAUAAUCUUGAGUCUUAAACAAUGAUGUGUAAGCCAUAUUCAGGCAUUAUCCCUCACACCAGUUGCAGGGCGGGGGGCUGAAUCACUGGUCCUGCCCCCACACGUCACACAACCUAAGCUAUCUCACCCACAUUUGAGCAUAUGGGUGAGAUAGCUUAGGUUGUGAGCUACAUGGACAUGUGAAUAUGGACUAUUGUUUCCUUGGUCCAACUCUACAAUCUCUGCUACUACCUAUGCUAUACUGACCACUAAUAUUUAGAUACUAAUUAUACAGACCUUAAUUUUAAGUUUUGCUUGGGAUGAGUUAAAAUACAUGUAAUUUCAAUUCUUCUCUUAGUGUCUAUUUGAGCAAAUAAGAAUUUCAGAAAAUAAGUUAAUGGUGUUUUUAUUAAAUAAAUUUGUAUUUCAUUAUUUGGCUAACAGUGAAGAUUGAUAGUCUUACAUCUUUAUUGGUAUGUGCUGUUUUGUCUGCCAUAUUUGCUUUUUUCUUUCCCUAGGUCUGAAUUGACAUCUUAUUUUGCUAAGACAUGGAAACGUUUAAGUGAACAUAUUUUAUUGUUGAAGAAGUACAAUGUUUUAUUCGAACAAGAAGUGAAAGACAUGCUUAGUACCAUAUUGACUUUGGAGAGCCACAAGCAACGUGGCCUGGUCAGUUCUUGUUUCAUUUUCUUUUGUUCUUUCCAAAAGAUACCUUGAAGAAACAGAUUGGUGACAGUAGAAGUUUGGUUUUCCAGAAUGCCUACGAAGCAACAAUACAAUAAAUUGUGUAGGAGACACGUUGACUAGUGUAUAUAUUAAGGCAAAACCUGAAUGAGAUUGAGCUGUUCUUUUUCAUUUAAACAUGUUAUUUCUUGUUCUAUUUACUGUUAUAAUGCUUCUAAAUAUUGUGACAACAGCAGUUUUUAAACAUUUUCCUGUCUAACGGGUUACAAAAAGGAAUAGUAAUGUACUUAUUGUUAUUGUUAUAAUCAUACAGUUUUAUUUCUGUUUCUGUAGGCUACAUCAUUAUUGAAAGAAAGCUUUUCAGUAGAAUAUGAAGACAGCUCACUUGCUUGUAGCGAUAAAACAUCUUGUGAUUUGCAAACAAACAAUAACACAAUAAAGCAAGGAAGAUAUGAACAACGGCUUGGUAAUAAUGUUGAAAGGGAAAAGGGUAAUUUUUGUUAAGGCUCAUUCUUAGUCUAACAUACUAUAACACAUUAUAACAUAAUAUAAUACCUCAGGAUAUGCAGUAGUGAAAACUGCAGGAUAUAUUUUCCCCACUCCCCACUGUGGACGUAUAAGAGUCCUCGUGUGCUACCCUGCUCACAAAUGCAGGAUUAGGUGUAUGAAGCUAAAACAAGGCAGCCCCAGUUCCUCUGAAGCUCCAUGUGUGCAAUUGAGUCCUGGCUUUAUGAAGUGAAUAGAGAAGUAUAUUUGAACUUACCUUUGAGUAAGGUGGUUUUGUUUGUGGCUUAUCUACAGUAGUAAUUUCUGUGCUUCGGAAAAUCAUGUGUUCUGUUUCUGGUGUAAAUUAGAAAUGGAAUCAUGUAUAAACUCAUUAAAACAUGUUAUGAAAAGGAAACACCUAUAGAUUGUAAAAUGCAUUUCUCUACAAAACAUUGAAGAACAUAUAUACAGUAUUAGAAACAUGCUUAUUAGUGCAAAGGAAGCAUAGGCAGAUCCCCCCCCCCCUUUUUUAGAAGAAGCUUCAUACUGAGAAAAACAUGUAUUGGCUUAAAAAAAAAAUUAAAUGAAUGUUAGAUGAAUUUGUUUUGCUAAAGGAAGUAAUUUGAUUUAGGAGCGGGAGAUGGUGACUCAGUGUCUCCUUGCAUCAAAGCCCAGAAAAGAUGAGCAAUUAGGACCCAGAUGCCUUUACACGGCAAACAUAAGCAAUGCUGUUUAGGUUGCCUUUCUAGAUUUUUAUUGAUAAAAGAGAGGGGCUAUGAUUUAAACUAAUUUUCUGGGUAAAUUUGUUUUAUGUAUAUCAAAUAUUGAAAAUGGGUUAAUAGCCAAAAUGGCGAAGUAAUCACAAUUAAAAAGAAAAAAAGUCUCAUAACCUAAACUAUUCAAGGUAUUUUGCCAGUUUACUGUUUUCUUUGGCAGUUGCACAGAGAUACAGUAACAGCAUAUUUGGCUAAAGUUCACAGUAGGGUCCUUUUGUAAAGAACUGUAAUAGACAUUUUCGAUCAAUAAACAAGACAUAACAAAAGUAGGGCUUAAAAGAAAGGGAAUAGGGCUUAAAAAGAAAACAAACUGGUCUGAUCACUGUGACUUUGAAAUGUGCUUCAUUAUUGUGUGUGUUCACAUACAGAAGUCACAAGCUGGUGUGAAGAUGAGAGCAAGGAAGAAAGCCUGGUGGAAAAGAUUCCUAUUACAGGUAAAAGUCAUGGCUGCAUAAUAGCCUCAAAUGCGGGGUUUGACUUUAUUAUAUAAUCAAAACAUUGCAUUUCAGCAGCUUGUGAAUUCCCCUAAUAGUGAGUAAAUUCAGCUACUACAUACUGAGCACAGAGAUUAAACGCAAGAUCAUAAAGUCCACGCUUAUGUUAACAUAAACCAAGAUGGAAAAUAACAGUGCCUAUUUUAAUUCCUUGUAAUCAUGUUAUACAUUUUAAACCUUGUGAAUAUCCUGUUAUUUUAGCCUUUCAGGUCUUGGUAUCGGUGUUACAAAGGUCAGUCUCCAUGGGGAAGAAUCAGUAAUUAGAUGGCAAACUACAGAUGUUUCUGAUUUGACUCUUUUCUUUUCUGUAGUAAUUGAAUGUGUAUCAUUAGAAUAAGAGAAGGGAGGAAAAAUUGUGCCAGACAAAAAGCCGGGUUUGUGCCUCAGUUACAAAGGCAUACUGAUAAUUUAAAAAUAUUUUGCAAUAAGGUCUCAUCAGGACCUGUUAAGACCUCUUUUUCUGGCAGCUAAUUAUGUUUGUUUAUAAAGAAUAUCCAAGAUAUCAUGGCAGUUUUGGUUUGUGGAUAGUGUGCACAUUAGCAUCCUUGACAGAUAUCCAUUUCUUGUAAAUAAAUGUAGAACUUCCUCUCUUAUACAAAGAAUAAACACCUUAAUUGAAAAUAUAGAUACUGGGGGGGGGGUGCACGUGCACGCGCAUGCGCAUGCACAUACAACAUAAAAGAAGCAUGCUACUUUAAGUAGCUGUUUUGGAUUUUUAAUGUGAAAGUGCUUACACUGAUACAUAUAUGGCAUGAAAUACGUGAGGAGAAGAAUCGGAAAAGAUUUACAUCCUACUUGCAUUACACCUACCGUGAAACACCAAGUUAGUGUUAUGAUCUGGGGUUGUAUGACAGCAAAAGGUGUGGGCAGAAUUUGUGUCAUUGAUGGGAAUAAAAGGUAAAUGGACCCCUGACAGUUAAGUCCAGUUGCGAACGACUCUGGGGUUGCGGCGCUCAUCUCGCUUUACAGGCUGAGGGAGCCGGCGUUUGUCCACUUCCGCAGACAGUUUUUCUGGGUCAUGUGAUCCAGCAGGACUAAGCCGCUUCUGGCGAAACCAGAGCAGUGCACGGAAACGCCGUUUACCUUCCCGCCAGAGCAGUACCUAUUUAUCUACUUUCACUGUGUGCUUUUGAACUGCUAGGUUGGCAGGAGCAGGAGCUCACCCUGUUGCAGGGCCUUGAACCGCGACCUUCCGAUCGGCAAGUCCAAGUGGCACAGUGGUUUAAACCACAGCGCCACCUGCAUCCCAAUGGGAAUAUAAAUGCCUAAAAAUACAUAGCCCAGACCUUAACCCAAUCAAAAAUCUAUGGCGCUGACUAAAUAAACUUGUUAGUCAGAAGCAACCCAGCAGUAAAGCCCAAUUAAUAGAGACAAUAAUUCAAUUUUGGUUUCACAUUAUUACAGCUGCAGAACUAAAAAAAAACUUGGUUUACUCCGUGGGAAGGAGUUGUAAGGCCGUAAUUAAAGCUAAAGGUUACCCAACUAGUAUUAACUGGCACGAGAAUUUUUGUAUAUCUCAUUUUUUCUAUGUGUUUCACGUUUCUUCUUAAUGACUGCUGUUGUAAUUAAUAAUCCUUCAUAAAAGUUAUUGCAUUACAUUCUUCAUUAAAUUAUCUUUCCAUUAAUAUAUAAUUUUAAGGUAUUACUAAAAAAAAAAGGUGGUGUUAUGUUCCAUCAAACCUUGGAAAUACACUUCCCCAAAAAAAGGUUUCCACAGUUUUGGUCACUAGUGUAUGUUUUAUUUCACCCUGGUCAAAGAUCCAGCUUGGCGCACACACUCAUGCACAUUUGUGUACACACACGGGCUGGGACCCUCUGGAGGCUUAACUCAGCACAGAAACCCCAGCUCUGCCUUAUGCUUCCUUGCUGCUGGGUUUUUCCAUGGGAGAAAUUAGUGCUUCUGUAACUUCCCUAUUACUAUUAGUAUUACUAUUAGUAGUAGUAGUAGUAGUAGUAGUAGUAGUAUACCACCCUAUACCUGUAGAUCUCACUUCCAGGUACAUCUGUUCACUGUUGUUGAAACUUCUCUGCAGUUGGGUUGAAAGUAUUUUUAUUUAAGAAGUGUUGCCCUUACUUCUUUUGCCCUCAGUAAUUCAGAUGGGCUGCUUUCUGCAUAUCAGUCAGUAUUCUAGGGAGGAGAAACCCUAACUCCAAACCAGCAAUAGAUAGGAUAACAGUGGAAUUUUAAAAUUGUUGAACUAUGAUAUAUUUUCCCCACCCUCAAUUAAUUAUUGCCUAAAAUUAAAAGAGGGAAAUGCUUAGCACACUAUUACAUUAAGCAGGGAAGUGACAUGAUGAGAUGGCAGCUGCUUUCACCUCCCUUUUUCAUUAACUCCAAAUAUAUCCAGUGCUGACUCUCUCUGUGUGUUUUUUCCUUGUUUUAAAAAUGGUCUGUGCCGACAGAGAGCCUGUAGAGACUAGCUUCAGAGCAAAGAGGGACAACCAAAAAUGAUAAUUGCAGACAGCGACCAUUGGUGUAGGCUCAUAUUGUUGGGAUUACUUCAAAUGUUAUGCGUUUUGUUUGCAUAAACUACUUCAGUGCAAGAAAAAACCUGUAGACCAUGGGUCUGAUUCAGCCACGCUUAUGCCUGUCUGUGACCAGCACCCAGGGCUGGAGCAGCAGCUGAGCUAGAAGCAGCUGGAGCAGGACUUGGAGUUCAGUAGGGAGCUGUUGUCCCAACAAGAGCCCAGAAGAAUCUGGCUUUUAUUCUCACUGCCAGGCCCUUCCUUUCCAUCUGCUGGCUUGCUGUUCUCAGCUGAAUAUUUUCCCUUCUCCUGAGAGACCCUCUUUAGGAGACAGUUGACAAGAAAGCCUCCUGGCAGACAAAUGUGUACUCUUGUGCCAACUGGGCUUCCCCCCGGGGUCUGCUAUCAUUUUCACUUUUCUGGUAAAGGGGGAGAAGUGGUAGAUGAGGCAGGAAAUCCAGGACAAGCAAUACAGAAAGGAAGGCAUCAUCAACCGUGUCACCUUGUUAUCUUCUCUCCUGCCAGGUGCAUCCGUAUUCAGUGCUGCUUUGCCUGUUCAUCAUGGACAGGAGAAUUCUGCAAUUGUGUUUCUCUGUCUAAUGGCAGAGCUUCCUAGCAGAUGGGUCACUUUUACUACCAAGAGAGCGAGGGGUGGGGAGGUCAGUCUAAUGCAGAUGUGCCAGCAGAGCCAACCCAGUGCUCCUGUUAAUAUGUUUGCAUUGCUUCCUCUCAUCUUCGCCCUCUUGGUAAGCAACAGUGACUCACCUGCCAGGAAGACAGUCACCUGGCAAGCCACUUCUGUAUUGUGGUGCAGACUACAUUUCUUCUGAAUUACAGGUGCUGGGCAUGCAAAAACUGAUUUAAGUGUCUUGUGGAAACAGCUAUUUGAAGGAAUACUUGGAAUUUAGGAGAUCUGAGAUAACAGGAACUGAGAAGAGAAUGGUGUGCUUAAGUUUGAUAUAUUGUCAUUCCUCUUUUUUAAGAUUAGAUCGUACAGCAAUAUUGAAAAAGGAUGAAAGGGCAAUUUUCAGUUAACCACAUAAUAGAGUUCUCAUUUUUCAUAAUCUUGAUUUCAUAAUGAUGAUAAGAUUUUAAAUUAGGGAAUCUAAACUUACGUGCAACAAAAGAAAAAACUUGCAUGUUGAAAUAGAAAUUUGGGAUAUUAAUAGCUUUGUUUUCAUACCAUAUUCCCAACAUAGACUAGGAUUCAGGGAGGUUCGUGUGUGCAAAGUGCUUCUGUGUGUACAUCUCUGCAUAUGCAUGUAGGUACAUAUGUGUGUGUUUGUGUGUGUGUGUGUGAGAGGGAGAGAGAGAGAGAGAGAGAGACUGAAAUAACGACCGAGACCAAGACUGACUUUUCUUUCCAGUGUCCCCCUCUCUUGUGUCAUAGGGUGCUACUACUUUGGAAGGCUCCUGACCUUCAAGGAGGCUUUUUAGGGAAGUGAGGGUCUGCCACUCUUGAAUGUGCACUGAUAUCAUUAAGUGCAUGUUUUCAAAUUAUUUUCCACGUAGGGAAAGUAGGAUUUUUCAUCUCUCUUUACCAUUUGAUUAUUAUUCAGCAAGGUGGCUUAAGUUGUCUUUUGCAAUGUAAAGUAUUUGAAAGAUCUGAUGGCUUGAUAUUUCUCCUGCCAUUUAAGGGAGCAAUCACUUAAUGCAGACCAGCUGCCCCUUAAUGAUACCCUUCUCUUCAUCUCCUCCCAGGCAACAUAGUACUUGAAAUCAGUGUGGUUAAGAAGUGGUUUAAUUCUUUUCCCUGCAUGCUUAUUAUUGGUAAAGCUCCAAUUCUGAUCUUUGCUAGUGAUUUAAAACUUCAGAGGCUGGAGAGGGUUAACACAAGGCAUUAUUUGUCUGUAUGUGUCCAAAUGUGCAUGCGACAUAGCUUAUUGCCAUGUGGCUAGAGCUUAGGUUUGACUCCGUUUGUCUUCUAGCACAAGAAUUUGCCGGAAACUUAGGUUGCUUGUAAUUAUCUGGGGGGAAACUACAGCGGUAAGGGAGACCUUAUAGUAUUUGAGCAUUUUAGAUGUUAACAAGAAUAGGAUGCUGGGCUUCUGGUAGCUGAGUGUAGCUUUUAAGGGGGUGAUGAGUAGGGAUUGCCUUUAGAUUGUUUUAGGAAGCCAAGAAGCUUGCAUCCACUUCAACUGCAGCACCACCUAGUGUCCAAUAACUGUGCUUUACUGUUUUGGAAUGAAAUGUGUGUAACUAGAUUUUGAUGGAAAUGGUGUAGGGCAGAGCUUUCCAAACAGCGUGUCGCACAAACCCUCCCCACACUCCUCCAGAGGCUGGAAAGGGGUUAGUUUAACUUUUGGUUUACUAGUAAAACUGAAUUACUGUGCCGUGAAAUGAUGCAUGUCUAAACAGUGUGUCACUAACAUGAAAAGUUUGGAAAGCUCUGGAGUAGGGGAACUGUGGGUAAGAAAAUGAGAUUCACUGCUGGCCAAUAUGUCCCUGCUUUGGUUUGGUGCAUGUUUGGCUUACAGAUUCUUGUAGAGAUGGUGUUCACAAAUCAACCUUCAGAAGACGAUAGCAGAGCCUAGCACAUUCUUUGGCUGGUCUGUAGCUAGAAGAGACCUAGACUUUGGAAAGUGAAGAAUUUUGAUGUCAGUGACUAGUACAGAAUUAACCAUUCCUCGUCUUUUUAAUUCUAUAUAUAGCUUUCAUAAUCUUUUGCAUAGUUUUUGGUUUUGUUUUUGAUUCCUGGGGGAACAUUUUUUCAGCCCACGGGUUAUCUUUUUUUAUGGGCAAUCCUGUGGGGUGGGGGCAUAUGCCAGUGGUGGAAGGAGCUAUUGGGCAGAGCACUGAAUGUAAGUUUUGCCCUUUGUCCAGUAGGCUAAAUUUUCGUACACCCCUCUGUAUCCUCCACCCUCUCAAGCCAGAGUCAUCAUCAGAAUUCAGGGAUAUAUUCCAGCCAGGCAAAAACACUGAGGGUGUGUGUGAGUAAGUCCCAGGGAAGGAUGUGGUGUGGAGAAAGAGGCAGAGGAGUGGGUGUGGCUUGGGGGAGGUCCCAUAGGUCAGACAGAGAGGCCUGAAGAGCCACAUCUGGUCCCUGGGCCUGACUUUCCCCUCCCCUCCCCUGUUCUGCAUUAUGCCUAUUUAAAUAUGUGUGGUGUUUUGGUUCUAUCUCAGCUUGCUUGGUGUUGCAUCUAUAUUAAGAAAUGUUAAUAUGCACCUUCGCCGCAUCAAGCAGUUGGUCCCUUACCUUUCCCGCCCUGACCUGGCCACAGUGAUCCAUGCAAUGGUCACCUCCAGGCUUGACUACUGUAAUUCGCUCUAUGCCGGGCUGCCCUUGAAGCUGUCCCAGAAACUCCAGCGGGUGCAGAAUGCUGCAGCGAGGCUCCUCACGGGGUCUCUGCCAUGGGAGCAUAUUCACCCAGUGCUUUUCCAGCUGCAUUGGCUCCCGGUGGAGUACAGGGUCAGAUUUAAGGUGCUGGUUUUGACUUUUAAAGCCCUUCACGGCCUAGGACCCUCCUACCUACGGGAUCGUCUCUCCUGGUAUGCCCCACGGAGGACCUUAAGGUCCAUAUAUAGCAACACCCUAGAGGUCCCGGGCCCUAAGGAAGUUAGAUUAGCCUCAACCAGAGCUAGGGCCUUCUCAACACUGGCUCCGGCCUGGUGGAACGCUCUGUCUCUAGAGACCAGGGCCCUGCGGGAUCUGAUCUCUUUCCGCAGGGCGUGUAAGACAGAGUUGUUCCACCUGGCCUUUGGCUCAGAAUCAGUUUGAUUCCCUCCCCCUUUUUCUUUUUCCUUUCUCCUCAGAUUGCUCCCUAAUUGUUUUAAUAUUGUAUCUUAAUCUUUUAAAUUGUAUUUUAAUCAACUUGUUUUUAUUAUUGGUUGUUAGCUGCCCUGAGCCCGGUCUUGGCUGGGGAGGGCGGGGUAUAAAUAAAAAAUUAUUAUUAUUAUUAUACACAGCAUCUAAUCUUGCCUGGGACAUUGUUGGGAGUUAAAGAAGAGCCUUUGCAACAGAUCUUACGUAGUGAGCAGGCUGGUGUUGGAGUUAGGUUUUAUUUUUAUGCCUGGCAGCUUUUAGUGUUGUGGAUGCAGCUUUGUGGACUCAGGCCUAGAUUGAACUUAGACAAGUGCCUAACAUUUUUGUUAUUUGGUAGUUGUUGAAUACAUCUUUUAAAGAGUACUUUCCUUCAAGAUUAACUCAGCCAUUUUAUAUUACAUACUAUACGGAAUCUGCAUGAUUUGAUGUUUUUAAGAUCAAUUUUUAGAUAGUUAUGGACUGGCAACUCGCAACAUAUGUGCAUUUAGCUUGCACAUUCAGUUUUAUGCACUUGCCUAAAAAAUUAAAAAAUAGAAAGGGUGUGUGUGUCUGAGGAAAAAGACUUUGGCAGUCCUACCUGCCAUUGAACCCAAUGUGUAUUGACUAUAUGCAGUCUUGGCUUUGGCACUAUUCCCAGAACAGAACCCUAGUGUAAGUUAAGAAUCACCUGCAUGUACAUUUUUUUGAUAUUCCUGUUGUACACUGCUAUGGAAACAUUUGCUGGGAAGUAGUAUAUAAAUAUUUAAAUGAACAUGCAGCUAACUUUCCCACAGUUGCCCAUGCCCAGAAUGACUCACAAUAAAGCUAAAAUGCAACAUCUUAUCUGAAAAACUAAUUUGUCCCACAACAUAACAGAAACAGAACAUAACAGAAACAGAACAGAAACAAAAAAGUCUUCAAUAAACAAAUUGUAGCAUAAAUUCAGUUUCACAGUAAAAUCAUAUGAAAUGCAAAAACAGCAUUAACCUAACCCAACCCACACAGCUAUUCCUUGUCUCCCUGCACCAAGACACCACAACAGCCUAAAUUUAAAUAGAGAAAGGUCCCUAUAGCUUAGUGGCUCAGCACAUGCUUUGCAUCCAAAAGCUCCAAAUAUAUCUGAGAAACUCUCCUGUCUGAAACCCUGGAGAGCUCCUGCCAGUCAACGCUGCGACUCUAUAAGGCAACUUCACAUACCAGGCUAGAAUAUUCAUAGCUGCCUCCCUAAUCUCUCCUCCAAGGAGGCCCUGGUAGCAGCCAAGGGGAAAUGUUGGGGAGUGGUUAAGGCUUCCCGACCCAGCUUUCUAGUGAUGGUCUUCUUGAGAGAAGGCAGUCUUUUAAAUAGCCUGGACCCAAGCCAUUCAUUGCAAAACAUUUAUGAAGAUAUUGAGAGCUGUUCAACAGUGGAAAAGACUCCCAUGAGAGAAGGUGGACUCUCCUUCCUUGGAGGUUUUAAAGCAAAAGUUGGAUGGUCAUCUGCCAGGGAUGAUCUAGUUGAGAUUCCUGCAUUGCAGGAGGCUGGACUCUCAGAAUCCUUUCAAGCUCUACAAUUCUAUGAAAUGAGCAUAUGUAUAAAGGUGAUCCAGUUCAUUCUGAAACUUAUACAUAACUAGAAGUAUAAGGCUGCAUCCACCCCUAGUUCACUAAUGGGUGAAUUAAAUGAACAGCUUUCAGCCCCAAGUAAUGCUUAAUGAAGAAGUCUUAAUAAAACAUGGGUCAAAGCACAUAUAUGAAUAUGUCUGUUAAGGAUCUGAAUACAUUUUGAGCUGACAAUAUUUAAAGAUCUUAAUUAUUCCAGUGAAAUUCCAUAUGACUACUUGGGGUAUUUGCCCUCUUUCCCUUGACCUUUGCCCAUCCCUUCCAUCUACUGCUUCAGUAUUUCCCCCUUUCUUUUCUUCUAAGAGUUCUUACAUAAAUACUGACAUGGUAAGUCAUAAUCUUGAGUUUAAAAAAGGAAAAUGACACACUGCUGCAGUUCAUGUGGCACAAAUCCUGUGUCUGCUCAGAAGUAAGCCCCACCUAAUUAACUUGGGCUUACUCCCAGGAAAGUAUGCGUCUAGGAUUGGAGCUUGUUCCUUGUGCAUUAGUGUGUUUACUAGCUUACAUUCUAAACUACCAAGUACAGCUGGAUGAACAUCGGGCUGUAAGAUGGUGGUAUAUAAACGUCUACUAAAAUACAUAUCAUGACCAAUCAAAUAAUAUACAAAUAUUGGUUUCUGCCUUAUAAAAGAGACAGAAUAAUAAAACAUUAGUAAGCUCAUCAGUCAUACAUGCCACAAAGUGCAAUAUCUAGAAACACUGGAUCAGAAAACCAAUGCAUCCUGAUCCAAGAAUCCACCUCCUCACCAUAGCUGUCAACUUUUCCCAUUUUUAAAGGGAAAAUCCUAUUCAGAAUAAGGGAAUUUCCCUUUAAAAAAUAGGAAACGUUGACAGCUAUGCCACACACACACACACACACACACACACACACACACAUCUUACUACAGCCAACCAAAGACCACCAACCAAAUGCUAGGCCACCGCCAACCUCUCUCACCACCAAGGAAAUGUAACAAGCGAACAGAAAGAGAACCCACACAAGUGACGCUGACACAAAACCCCACACAUACAGUAGAAGAAUAGAAGCAUUGCCACCCCCCUCCCCCUCCCCCUCCCCUCCCCCUUUUUUCUUUCCAGCCUUAUACUGCAUGCAACACUAAUGUCUCGCAACAGAUGAAACUGAUCUGUAGAAAACUAAGAAAUCUUUAAUAAAAAAUAUUUUUUAAAAAAGGAAAGAAAACCAAUGCAGCCAACUGUUCCUAAACAACUGUUCUGGAUAGAGAAAUGUCCUUUAAAAAAGAGAACUACCGUAAGAAUCUUUAAUAAGUACCAUUAAAAUCCUGCAUGGAUGGCUUUGAGGAACUUUGUGCAGAACGCGUGGUUUCUCCACUUUUAUAGUCUGCCUAUUUUAAGGUUCACUACUCCAUUUGCUCUCAAACUAUUUAUGCCAGAGUUUAGACUUUAGAGCUCUAUGGGAGCUCAGGCUGAUUAACUCUGUUUUAAAGGAGACUUCUUGAUCAUGAGCAUUCAAAUGAUUGAAAUACUAAUUUGUAGCAGUAGAACCUAGGCUUGCAUUGCUUAACAUCAAAUGCCUAUAUAAGUAAUGAUUGGAGGUUGGCUGUCUUUGCAUGGUACAAAGAAUAAUCACAUGGUUUUGCCCAGAAAAGUAACAUAUAACUUUACUUUCCUAUUCAUUAGUGAAGCAACACAUAACCAAAUGAUUAAUGUUUAGGACGAUGUAAAAUGCUUUCUUGUAUGAGAUAUGUCAAAUCAGUGAUGAUAGUGGGUUUGGGGAAAUGUUUGCUCAAGGCAGUAACUGGGAUGGAGAUUUAUAUGAUUGUAAAGAUAAGCUGAACUGAUCUUUUUUAAGUGUGGUUUGUUGAGCUGAAAGUGAGUCAUAGGCCUGGCUGACUCAGGGGCACACCUGUUGCAUUAACAUUUUUGCAGUUCCUUUGUUGCCUUUCUUUUAGAAAACUGGCAUAAAAAUGAAUUUAAAAUAGUGAAAACAUUGCAGACACUGGGAUAGUUAAACUGUGACCAUAUGCAAAGCAAACACACAUUUGAGUCUGUUAAGAUAGGUAACAGUGGUUCAGAUGUUAGGUUCAGUGGAAUAAAAUCUACGUUCAGAUGUAGCCCUUAGUACCAUAGGGUUAUCUUGGAUGCUGUACUAUAUGUUCUAGAGACAUUAAUUACCCUUGGAUGAAUGAGGUAACUCUUUGAGAAUUAUUCUUCUUAUCUUCAGAAUAUAUUGUUGAACUGGGGCAGAAUUUAGCCUAAGUUCAGCAUUUUUAGUUCCCCCAAUUCCAGUGGAGCUAAGCAUCUAGUUAGCUGUCACCACUGAAAUCAAUGGGGCUUUAGCUUUGACUAAAUUUUAGUCCUAAUGUUUCUACUCAAACACUUUAUGGCAUUUGGACUUAUGUUCUUGUAUCGAUUUGAAACACUUUAACCCCCUUUUUAGCCAAAAGGUUCCUAGAGCAGCAUACUAAAAUGAGCAGUAAGACAUUAUAAUGGCAGAACAACCCAAACCUCCUUUGAGGUCCUCUCCCCUAGCAUGGAAGGAGGCUUUGAGGUCCUCUCCCCUAGCAUGGAAGACGAAGAGCAGACUCCAUUUGAGGAUCUCUCCCUCAUUACAGUUGAUCAGGUAUAUGAAGACAAGCAGCAAAGUCAGUCCUCAGGGAAUGUGCAGGCGACCUUGGAACGGACAGCUCACGGAAGAACCCCGACCAAACCUAAGAGGAGGCGUGUAGUGGUGAUAGGGGAUUCCCUACUGAGGGGAACAGAAGCAGUGAUCUGUGGGCCUGACAAGAUGUCUCGGGAAGUGUGCUGUCUCCCCGGGGCUAAGAUCCAAGAUGUAACUGAACGACUGCAAGGAAUCAUAAAACCCACUGACAAAUACCCCUUCCUCUUGGUUCAUGUGGGAACCAAUGACACUGAAGCAAUAGCCUCCAGAAGAUCAAAAGAGACUACGAGGCUCUGGGCAGGAAAUUGAAGCAAUUAAAUGCACAAAUUGUCAUCUCAUCUGUCCUCCCAGUUGAACGACGUGGCCCAGGGAGAGAGGAAAAAUAGUGGAAGUGAACAGCUGGCUUCGCAAAUGGUGUAAACAGGAACGGUUUGGAUUCUUAGAUCACGGACUGCAGUUUCUUGAAGAUGGACUUCUGGCAAGCGAUGGGCUGCACCUCACAGUGGUUGGGAGGAAUGUUGUUGCCAAAAAUCUCAGAAACCUCAUCAAGAGGGCUUUAAACUGACUAAUGUGGGGGAGGGAGACAGUGCUCCUGAAGGUAGGAGUCUAUCAAUUGAUGAAGAUGAUCAUCCAAAUGUCAUAGACCAAAUGGAGCAAACAGCAUGCAGACCUAGUGGUGGGAGGAAAAAAUCCUUAAAUAAGAGACACGGGGUAAUGAUUAAUGGACUUCAAUGUCUGUACACUAAUGCGCAAAGCAUGGGAAAUAAACAAGAUGAGCUUGAGCUCUUGGUACAGCAAACUAAAUAUGACAUAAUAGGCAUCACUGAAACCUGGUGGGAUAAGUCCCACGAUUGGAAUGUAAUAAUGGAGGGAUACAAUCUAUUUCAGAGAAACAGACCAGACAAGAAAGGAGGAGGAGUGGCGUUAUAUUUCAGGGAUGUGUAUACCUGUGAAGAGAUCCAAGAUUUAGAACCUCAAAGCCAAAGUGAGAGCAUUUGGGUCAAAAUUAAGGGAGAGAAGAAUACGAGUGACCUCAUUGUGGGAGUUUACUAUAGAUCCCCAAGCCAAACGGAGGACCUAGAUGAUGCCUUCCUGGAACAGAUGGCCAAGCAUGCAAAAGGAAGGGAGAUAGUAGUAAUGGGGGACUUCAAUUACCCGGAUAUUUGUUGGAUGUCAAACUCAGCCAAGAGCAUAAGGUCAGAUUCCUCACUGGCCUUGCAGACAACUUCAUUGUCCAGAAAGUGGGAGAAGCAACAAGAGGAACAGCCAUUUUAGAUCUGGUCCUAACCAAUGUUGAUGACCUGGUUAGUGGGGUAGAAGUGGAAGGAUCAUUAGGCGCGAGUGAUCAUGCUCUUCUGAAGUUUACUAUACAGCGGAAAGGAGCAGCCAAGCAUACUAGGACUCAAUUUCUUGACUUUAAGAAAGCCGACUUCAUAAAACUUAGGGAAGUGCUGGGUGAGAUCCCAUGGAAAGUAAUACUAAAAGGAAAGGGAGUUCAUGAUGGCUGGGAGUUUGUUAAGAGGGAGAUAGUAAAAGCACAACUUCAGGCAAUACCAAUGAGACGGAAACAUGGAAGGUGCCUAAAGAAGCCAGGGUGGCUAUCUAAAGAACUUUUAACUGAGUUAAGAGUACAAAAGGAUGUGUACAAAAAAUGGAAAAGGGGGGAAACCACCAAAGAGGAAUUCAAACAAAUAGCUAGCACGUGUAGACACAAAGUCAGAAAAGCUAAAGCACAGAAUGAACUCAGGCUUGCUAGAGAGGUUAAAAGCAACAAAAAAGGCUUUUAUGGGUAUGUUUGUAGCAAAAGGAAGAACAAAGAAACAGUGGGGUCACUCAGAGGAGAAGAUGGUGAAAUGCAAACAGGGGACACAGAAAGGGCUGAACUCCUCAAUGCCUUCUUUGCCUCAGUCUUCUCCGAUAAAGAAAACAAUGCCCGACCUGAAGAAUUUGGAGCAAAUGAUUCAGCAGAGGAAACACAGCCCAGAAUAACUAAGGAGAUAGUACAAGAAUACUUGGCUAGUUUAGAUGUAUUCAAGUCUCCAGGGUCAGAUGAACUGCAUCCAAGAGUAUUAAAAGAACUGGCAGAUGUGAUCUCAGAACCACUGGCAGUCAUCUUUGAGAAUUCCUGGAGAACAGGCGAAGUCCCGGCAGACUGGAGGAGGGCAAAUGUUGUCCCUAUUUUCAAAAAGAGGAAAAGAGAGGACCCAAAUAAUUACCGCCCAGUCAGUCUGACAUCAAUACCAGGGAGAUUCUGGAGCAGAUCAUUAAGCAAACAGUCUGUGAGCACCUAGAAAGGAAUGCUGUGAUCACCAAUAGUCAGCAUGGAUUUCUGAAAAAUAAGUCAUGUCAGACUAACCUGAUCUCGUUUUUUGACAGAAUUACAAGCCUGGUAGAUGAAGGGAACGCAGUGGAUGUAGCCUACCUUGAUUUCAGCAAGGCAUUUGACAAGGUGCCCCAUGAUAUUCUUGUCAAGAAGCUGGUAAAGUGCGGUCUUGACUAUGCUACCACUCAGUGGAUUUGUAACUGGCUGACUGACCGAACCCAAAGGGUGCUCAUCAAUGGUUCCUCUUCAUCCUGGAGAAGAGUGACUAGUGGGGUGCCACAGGGUUCUGUCUUGGGCCCGGUCUUAUUCAACAUCUUUAUCAACGACUUGGAUGAUGGACUCAAGGGCAUCCUGAUCAAAUUUGCAGAUGACACCAAACUGGGAGGGGUGGCUAACACCCCAGAGGACAGGAUCACACUUCAAAAUGACCUUGACAGAUUAGAGAACUGGGCAAAAACAAACAAGAUGAAUUUUAACAGGGAGAAAUGUAAAGUAUUGCACUUGGGCAAAAAAAAUGAGAGGCACAAAUACAAGAUGGGGGACACCUGGCUUGAGAGCAGUAUAUGUGAAAAGGAUCUAGGAGUCUUGGUUGACCACAAACUUGACAUGAGCCAACAGUGUGACGCGGCAGCUAAAAAAGCCAAUGCAAUUCUGGGCUGCAUCAAUAGGAGUAUAGCAUCUAGAUCAAGGGAAGUAAUAGUGCCACUGUAUUCUGCUCUGGUCAGACCUCACCUGGAGUACUGUGUCCAGUUCUGGGCACCACAGUUCAAGAAGGACACUGACAAACUGGAACGUGUCCAGAGGAGGGCAACCAAAAUGGUCCAAGGCCUGGAAACAAUGCCUUAUGAGGAACGGCUAAGGGAGCUGGGCAUGUUUAGCCUGGAGAAGAGGAGGUUAAGGGGUGAUAUGAUAGCCAUGUUCAAAUAUAUAAAAGGAUGUCACAUAGAGGAGGGAGAAAGGUUGUUUUCUGCUGCUCCAGAGAAGCGGACACGGAGCAAUGGAUCCAAACUACAAAAAGAUUCCACCUAAACAUUAGGAAGAACUUCCUGACAGUAAGAGCUGUCGGACAGUGGAAUUUGCUGCCAAGGAGUGUGGUGGAGUCUCCUUCUUUGGAGGUCUUUAAGCAGAGGCUUGACAACCAUAUGUCAGGAGUGCUCUGAUGGUGUUUCCUGCUUGGCAGGGGGUUGGACUCGAUGGCCCUUGUGGUCUCUUCCAACUCUAUGAUUCUAUGAUUCCUUUGCUGAGGAAGUGAAUUGAGUGGAGGUUGCAUCUGCCCAGCCCUACAGGCCUCCAUCAGCCUCCUGCUAGACACCACCUUCAGAGUGAUACAUGGAGCUCCUCCUUCCACCCUCAUCAGAUCUCUAGCUUAUGAAAUCUCUUCCAUCCAUAUGACUAUGAUAUUAUAAGCUGAAUCUUCUCAUUGCUAUGACAUUAGCAGAGCUGGCCCAGUCAUUAGGCAGGGUGAGGCUGCUGCCUCAGGUGACAGAAGCCCCUGCAGAUGGCACACGCAUUGGGUGCCUUGCCACUUCUGCCAGCGGUGCCAAUUUUCAGCAAGAUCACAUCCAUUUGGGGCAAGAUCUCACCUGAAAUUGUGUGAGAUCUUUUGGAACAUACAAGAUCUCACACAAAUUUGAGCAAGAUUUCACCCAAAAUUGGCAUGAACUUGCCUGAAAUAGGCACCGCUGGUGGUGUCCCUUUGCCAGCAGCAGAUGUGUCAAGGCAGGCGGUGGUUGCAGGAACAGGUAGGUGGUGGUGGGAGUGGUGGCAGUGGCAGGGCAAGGUUGCACUUCCUGUUUACUCUCAAGCAGCGGAACGAGAUGCACCACCCCUGAACAUUAAUCUUGUUCAACUGCAAAUUCCAGUACUAAUGAAACUGCAGCGUUAAACAACUAAAACCAGUCAUUGCCUGAGUUCCACAUUGAACACUCCAGUCCUCACCAUGCCAUUAUAUAUAUUGGCAGCUCAAUAACUGAUCCAUGCCAAGGAUGAGAGGCAUAUGAAGGCAUGAAGAACACAUUUCAAUAUGAAAGAAGAAACAUUUUGGGGGCUGCCUCCCUGCUUAUCAUGUUAGAGCAACAGGAGAGCCAUGAGCUUCUGAGACUAGGUUUAGAGAUGUUCUGGUGUCUAACGGUUGCAGUCUUUUAUUGGCAGGACCAAAUUCCACUCUCUAGAGCUCUUGUUCAGUUAUUGAGCUGGUUCACAAGUAAUAUUAAACCACAUUUGAAGCAUGAGUGCCCUGCUCCUUCUCUGUCUCUGGUUGUGUAGCACAGGAGAAUAAAGCUAGGAACAAGCCUGAAUCUGAUUUAUUGUUAGGUGUGAACCCAGGGUCAUACAGGACCCGAUUUGUUUCUUUCCAACCAAACCAGGAGCCAUAAGGAACAUUGGUUACGGUUUGUGGUUUCCCAUAUAGUGACAAGGUCUGGCUCAUGGGUAGGCAAACUAAGGCCUGGGAGCCAGAUCUGGCCCAAUCGCCUUCUCAAUCCGGCCCGCGGAUGGUCCAGGAAUCAGCGUGUUUUUACAUGAGUAGAAAGUGUGCUUUUAUUUAAAAUGCAUCUCUGGGUUAUUUGUGGGGGAUAGGAAUUCGUUCUCCCCCCCCCCCUCAAAAUAUAGUCUGGCCCCCCACAAGGUCUGAGGGACAGGUUUGCUGACCCCUGGUCUGGCUUGUUGCCGCCUUAUACCUUCCUCCAUGUGGCACAGUCAGGAGCAGGGGCACGCAAAAGUGCUUGUGCAUUUUAAACUGUGGUUUAACAUGGCAUGUAAACCAGGCCAAACGGAGGACACUUGUGCCAGAGCUUAUACUUCUAAUUCUGCCUGGCUGAGCCCAGAACAUAUGUAUAAGCAAGCCCAGCCGUCAUAGACUGGCUUCAUGCAGAGGAGUGAGGGGAGGCAUCAGCUAGGGAAUCCCCAGGGAAGGAAGGCUCAGAGCCAGGGGAGUGGUGUGGGAUGAUGAUGAGUGAUCAGAGGGAGAAGAGGGAGCAGACUGGAGGGAAGAGGUGUUGGAAGCUGAAGAGGUCACAGGAAUUAGUGAGCAGGAAGAAUUUCUGGCAAUGAGCAGUCAAGAAUCACAGGCAGAAGCAGAGGCUGGAGAGGAGGGGGGGGGGUCAAGAGGCAGAAAUGAGACAAGCUGCUGAAGAAGCCUUCCUGUCCUGCUGCAGCCAGGGCCCCCCCCCCCCCCCGGUUUCCCAGAACCCAAAGAGGUAUGAAGAGGGCAGAGGAAAGACAGGCAAGAUGAAGGCGCCUCUGGUUGCUUGGGAAGGAAGCAGGGGAGGAGGAACCUUAGGAAGUGGUGGGAAGGUGGGGACCUUUAGCCUCUGGACAAGUUGCUGUGCUCACCGGACCUGAGCUGCUUUGCUUCUUUGAAUAAAGACUUAACUUCAGUGAUACCUUGUGAGUUAUUGCUGACCUGUUCCUGAUAGCCUCCUUGAGACCAGCCUUCGGAAGAGGAUGAGAGAGUUUGUUCAAGGCAGGCAUGGGCGUAGCCAAGGGGGGCAGGGGAUGCAGCUGCCCCCCAUCAAGUAAAACAAUAGAAAUACUUAACUAACUGACCAAACACGUUGAUUCUGCCCCCCAACAAAAGUCCUCCCCCCCCCCAACAAAAAUCCUGGCUACGCCCAUGGCCAGAGGGGUGCAGUGGGGGCAGCUGCCCCCCUAAAUCAAGUAAAUAAAUAGAAAUAUUUCUAACUGACCAGGUGCAUCACAGAUAACUUGGGCCUGCCUGCCCCCCCAAAAUAAAUCCUGGCUAUGCCCAUGAAGGCAGGCCCCACCUUUCUACAAUGGAUGGCAGUGGCCCUCAGUUAAGUUCUCAGUGGGUUUGCUCACUAAUGUAGGGUAUCAUCCAUGAUAUAUACCGUUAUUUGGCUGUGCUUCUGGUAUUGUAGGGUUGUUUUUUAUGAAGCUCAAUCCUAUGCUUGUUGAAUCAGAAGUAAGUUCCACACAGUUGGCACCUUAACAAUAUUUAGGAUUGCAGCCUUAAACUCUUCUUAACUGUUUGAGCCCUUGGAAAAAGGUGGGGAAGAAAUUUAGGUGCAGUAAACCUGUGAAGCUGCCCUAUACUGAAUCAGUCCAGCUGCUUCAUCUAGCUCAGUAUUUAUCAACCUGGAAAUGGAUCUCAAGGUCUCAAGCAGACAAUGACAAAUUAAUCCAUUCCAUGCAUGAUUUUAUGUAUACAAGGUGUGUGUGUGUGUGCUGUGCUGUAUGGAACAAGCAAAGCUAGACUUCCAUGUGAGUAUAGAUGUUUGCAUUAGACCAAAACAAUAAAAGGGUGGGAAAAUGUAUUUUUAAUAUAUUUUGUCCAUUGGGUUGAAUUUAGACUUGCCAGUUCAUGAAUGGAAGAGUCCUUCUAUGAAUGGAAAUGAGUUUGAUCCAUUGGAGAUUCCCACUUUUCAAAUUUAACACUGCAACACCACUUCCCACUCUGUUCUGAAGGGUCUCCCAACCCCACAGAGGAGGUUUGUAAAGACUGCAGGGUGAGGGAGAAGAUGAUGUUGGGAAACUGUGUAUGUGCAGCUACUCACACAGAGUCAAUUAAGGUUUGGCAGACAGCCAGAAGGUCAUGUGAAGGAGUAAGUCUGCCUGGUGGUAACAGAGACAUGGAGACAGCUCCCUGAUUGGUCAAGCUCUCUCAAGGGAGUGAUAAUGGCCUACUAACUGGGAUGUGUUAGUUCAGUAUUUCAGAGGUUCAGAGUUCUGUGUGUCAGUGUAGGAGUUGUGAGUCGUGUCAGAGAGAGCCAGCUAAAGAUUCGUGUUCUGUUCCUGUAAAUAGUCCACUGUAUAUAAUAAACACCUAACUCCAAGUUCCUGAUUCCUGCUUCGUCUAUCCUGUCUGCAGCCAAGUCGCCAAUUGCUUCUGUGGAUUCUGCGUUUACUCUACUAGGUCUGGCUAAGGUCCUGCAACUAGUCAGAAAGUUGCGAAACACCAAAUAGGUUUUGCCAAUAGAUGAAUCUGGAAAACCUGCUUCCCCGCUUCCACCCAUGGAGUUCAUGGACUCCCACUCACUGCAACUCUGGAUCCAACCCAUUGUUCCAUUAAUUUGUAUUUUGAUUUGGGUGUGUGUGUUUUGAUUAUUUUGGUAAAUUUUGUUUACUAUAAACUGAUUCUCAGAAUGUUUGUUCCAUAGUGAGUAGAGUGGGACUUGCUUCCUGGGAUAUUUGCCUAGGUUUAUGAUCUUCAGGUGUCUUCUCAUUGAAUGCUUGAUAGUGUUUAAUAUUACAAUAGUUGGAACAACAACCUCAUGAUGGCCCCUAAUUAUCUGUCUGCUGUAUGAAAAAUUCUGUAUAAAUGAUAUUAUUUAUAAUUCCCCUCCCCCCCCCCCGAAAAUUAUAUCCAGAAACAGGUUCAGGAUGGCCCAAACACUUAUUGCCUGUGUGCUGAUCCAGAUAGGAAUGAGAAACCUUUGACCCUCCAGAUGCUGUUGGACUCGGUGGUCAGCGAUGGGAGUUGCAGUUCAGCAAAUGACUGUGCAUUUUUACAUGCCACACUAACAGCCCAGAUUAGUAGCAUAUUUGUGCCUAGCCUUGUCACCUGAAAGUUAUUUUAAAGAGAGUGAUUGUGAGCUUGAGAAAUUCACAGAAUUGUAAAAAAAAAAGAAGAAGAAGAAGUUCAUAUUAAGACCAGGAGGUGGAGACAGUUGUGAACUACAAACAGUAUGGAUAGAGCAAACUGCACUGAACAGAAGGACAGGAAGCAUACAGUGCAAGGGCAGUAUAACUUGUCAGAUGUUUGAAAUUGUGAUACAGUAGUUUUGUAGCAAUAAUUUGAUGGAACUGAAGCCAAAAAUGUCCUAUAAGGUGUUUCGAGAUAUGAGUUGAUGAAAGAGAUGUUUUUGUUGUUCAUGGAAAAUUAAUUAUUACUUAUUUUGCAAAAUAUAUAACGCAAAAUACAUUUCCCUCUGUUGCCUAUAUAGUAUCUGUUUCCACUAGCUUCUGCUGGAAACUAAUUAAAGUUUUUUGGUAUUUAUCCCCCUUAUAGCUUUGAAAAUUGACAGCAGUAGUUUAAAGGAACAGAAAAGCAAUGGAACCAGUUCAGAACCCAGUGCUUCAUCUCUGGAAAGAAGAAGCCCUUUGUCAAGGUAAAGUCAUUAAAGGCUUUCCUUCCUGAAUAGUUUCAACCUAGUAAUAAAUGCCUCUAGAAAGUUAAUGAAGCACUGGCAAGAAUAUUUUGAUGGAUGGCCUAUGGUUCAGAUUUGUGUUUCACUACAACAACUUAAAAUUUUGUAUACCUUACAAAAUAUUUGCAUUAAAGCCAGGUAUUGUUUUGCAGCUGUUGUUUUCUCAUUUUAAGACUCAAUUGACAUCUCAGUGAACCACAAAUUAGUGUGUACAGCUGCUCUCAGUAGGACUACUUAGAGACCAAACAAUGGAAGUUGUCAGGAAAAGGGCAGACGUAAAACAUAAAGUCUUGAAGAAAUAAAGUGGUGUGUCAUCUUCUGGGUGUUGCUGAGAUGUAAAUGAGCUUCAGCUCAAAACAUAUUUUUGUAUCUUUGUAAAAGAAGUAUUUGAUACUAGAUUAUUUGUUACUUUCUUCUUUUGUAUUUCCAAAUUGAGAACAUUUAAUUAAUGUCCUUGGGUUUUUUUCUAAAGAAAUGCAAUUUAUCUUUUUUCAGUUCUUUAAGUAAUGUUUUGUUACUUUUUUCUGUUAGCAUGACUCAAAUGACUAGCAUUCAAGCGAUAAUAGCAAAUGAAGUAUGGUAAACAAUUGUGGAAUUUUACAUUGGCUUUAGAUUGUUACGUGAUUAUUUGUUAAAGCACUUCCAUUGCUUGGUUCUCUUUGUUUCUACCUUCUUGGAAACAACCGUUUAUAAUACCUGAUAUAUAUGUGUAUGUUUGCAGACACAGGGUGAGAAUACUUUUCACUGCUUUAAAAUAUCCUUGAAGAUAUAUAUUGUUUUAUUUUUUAAGGUUCUUAGAAUUUGAGAAGAACUGGCCUUGGAACAAAAGUAGUUGGCCAGUAUAAUGUAUAAAUAGCAUUAUAAUACAUUACAAAAUGUAAUAGAAAAUGUAUUUUAUGUCUGAUUUUCAGGAGUUGGGGUUGGAAAGUAGUACCUUUAAAAUAUAUUUGUUGAGGUAUAUUUCUUAACAUUUUCUUUUCCUAAGGUAAUUGUUAUUUGAGGUAAUGAUAUUCUGCAAAAGUAAUAAUUGUUGCCCAAAAAAUUAAAAUAGUUUUCAGUUAUUAUUUCUUGUGUAGAAAGAACAAGCAAAUGUGUAAACAACAUGAACGUUUUCAAGAAGGGAUGUUUUGCAUUAUGAUAUAUGUCAGCAGUUUCUAGCAUUUCUGAAAUGCUGCUCAUACAGUACAGACUCUGGAGUAGCAGUAUUAUUUCUGUAAAUUUGUAUGCACGGCAGAAAGAUUUUUGGGAAGCAUUUAUGGCAUCAUAUGAUUUUAUAUCUUUGAUCUUAGGAGAAAAUACCAUUUCUAGUACAGUAUGAAUUAUUAGGGUUUCUUUUAAUGAAUAGUGUGCAUUUUAGCCUCCUCAAUAACUUGGCAAUAAAAUACUUUUCAAAACCAAAUCAGUUAGUAACACUUAUAGCUUCACACUUGACAUCUGUCUUAGAAAUAUGUUUACAAACACAAUGCAGGAAUAAAGUGUGAAAGAAUGGGAAAUUGCUCAGGUGCUUAUUUGCAGUUGGGACACAAUGAAAUUUCUUAGAGGCUGAUGUCUGAGGAUUCCACUUAUUGUACUCACUUCUUGCGCUUUAUUGCUUUUACAAGUGGUCUCGAAACUCAGUACUUGAAAAUAAACAUAACAGUCUAGUACCACUGUGGUGCUCCCCCCCCCCCCUUGCAGUGUUUAGUCACUGAGCUGAUGAGUGGCCUCGAAAAAUACCCUGAUGGACCUAAAUAAUAAUAAAAAAGGUUUCCUCUGAUGUCCUACAGACAAUAAUUAUGAUGUGCUAGUUAAGCCCAAACUACAGCUGAGGGAUUUUACUUUAAAGCAGAGGCUUGGGCGCAAAAAUGCAUUUAUAGCUCUUUGUCUGGCACCUCAUUAUGCGUGGGCCUGAUUCAUUAAGUAAUUGGUUUGCAGUUGUUUACAUGAGUAUUAAGGCUUUCUAUUCAGUAGUCUUUGAGAGAUACAUUGUGCAAAUGUUGCAUGUUAUGAAUGCAGAAUGAGGGGCAGCGGGCGAGCCCUAUUGGCUAAACACUGCACUCUGUUGAAAAGCAAGAGAAAGAGAUUGGGUGCUGCUUUGCAUAGCAAUGACUUUCUUAAUAAGCUUUACAGAUUAAUACACACAAGCUAUAAAAGAUGCAAAGAGAUACUCUUAGCACAUUUAUCCAUGCUCAUCUCACUAUUAUGGCACUGGAGAUGGGAAGAAUUGAGUGCUUUCAUAUUCGCUUUUCUUUUUUCAGUGCAACUUCGGUGCAUGAGACUUAAUAGAAUCCAAUGUUUAUUGUAUUAUAAAUCAUGGGGGAAGUAGGCAGACCUGCAACAGUUUAUUAUUAAAGAUUCUUUCAGUGUAAAUCUUUUUCCACCAUUGUGUGUCCUACAGCAAAAUCAUUUUGUGGUUGAGUGGGGAUGAAAGGCAUAAUGUACGAAGGAGUGAGUCUUAAUAGGAAGCUGCUCUCCGAUUGAAGGCCACUUGUUCCCUUUUGUCUGGAGGUGCAUGCCGCAGCUUCCUCUUCUCCAGCAAAUAUUGCCCCUUGGAUCCUAGCUUAAAAUCGCUUUCUCACAAGAUUUCUGCAGCUUGAUACAAAUACGUUUAAACUGAGGUGUGAAUUUGUUAAUUGAUGGAUUAUAUAUUCUCAAAGGAAUCAAAAUAAUUAUUUUGCAGAAUGGGUUUUCUUAGUGUUUUACUCUCUAAACCAAAUGGCUGCAGUGCAAUGUGUGUGGCAUUUUGUAGUUCUGUAGCAAUAUAGUCAGCCAGCGGAGGUCAGUAGCAUUCUAUUGUUGCAGUUUUAGGCUAGAUGCAAUGCCUUUUUCCUUUGGCUUCUUCGCUUUGCAACAUUUGAUAGUUAAAGAGCUAAAUUAGGGACCCAAAUGCUGAUAUAUUCCACUUGUAAAAUAAUGUGCACUGUUGACUUUAAGUUGGAUUCCAGAAGUAAGCCAUUAAGUUGGUUUUCAAAUUUACUCCUUAAACAGAAGCUAAUUUUAAAAACGUUUUUCACUUGACUAAAUCACUGGUUAUCAGUGAUGGUUGUUUGUGUUAAUGACUUCAAAUUGUAAUGUUUAAGACAUCUAUGCAAUGAAUGUGCCUCUAAUAAGCGCCUUGGCUCACUCUUUGCAGACAACCAUAAUGGCCAUUGGGGGUCACUCUUUCUUUGCUAAAUUUCAACAGCUUUAAUUCUUAGUCUCUUUCUAAACCAGAUGUAAAUUGUUCAGUAUAAUCAUUGUGGCACUUUAUUUCAUUCUUCCCUAUUGUAAUUGUUUGGAUAGGGGAAGGAGUAUUUUGUGCACAGAUAUAUCACCAAAACUUAGGAAUGUGCCUAUUGAAAUAUUUUGUUUAAUUUUAUAUAUGAUGCCCAUUAGACAUUUCUUUCUUUUUUUAAAUACAAUUUUAUUAAAGCUUUUUCAUAAUACAAUAAGAUAAAAUAAACUCAUCUAAAUAAAAACAAAAACAGAGAAAGAAAGAGAGAAGAAGACACAGAACCUACUCCCAAAGGUAGCUCUUAACCCUUGUCACUCACAGAACGUGGUGGACCCUCCCAGCUCUCACCUGGGAGAUCUUCUCUUCCUUGCCUCUCACUCAGGGUCCUUCCACCACCUAACCAUCACCUUCAUGUGAGUAUAAUCCUUGGUCCCCAAGGGAGGAGACUAAAGAAAAAAAGAGGGGGGAAAGGAGAAAGAUAAAUAAAAGGACUUCUGAUUUUCUCUCUGUUAGCUACAUAAAAUAAAUUAUUCAAAACAUUCACUCUGGGAUAACAUCCAACUGUUCUGCUUUCUGUUAAGCAAUAAUUUCCCAGUCUCCAGGCCCAGAUGUCUCAGAUUUGUUUAUUUUCCUUUUCACACAAAAAGUAAAAAAGUGGUUCUCUAAUUAUUAGUGGUAUAACAAAUGUCAGCAAUGGUUUUUCUCUAAUCAAACAUAUCAACUUUGCCUACAAUAACUUCAACAACCAUUCCUCCAUUCUAAACAAUAAUAAAUCUUUCUUAUUUUUUCCAUGUAAGAGUAUCACUGUGCUCAUAUAUUAAAAUGAUAUCCCAUAGUUCUUUCUUGUUAUGUAUCCAUUAAUUUGCACCCAGUUCUGUAUCUUCCAUUCCCAUUUCCUGUUGUGUUUACCAUGGUUUUCCAUCCUUAUCUAAAAAAUUAUCUCUUCCAUUUAUGCUUCUUCCAUUCUUUUUCCAAGAAAAGCACCAGAAAUUUUGUAGUUUUUUCCUCUGAGUUCACUCCAAGUCAUACACAGAGCCCUUUUGCUCUCAGCUCUAUCAAUGCCAAAUCAAGAUGUCUCUCCACAUCUCCAUCUCUCCAUCCAGGGCUCAUUCCGCUCCUCCAGAAUCACAACUCCACCAUUUGGCUGUUUCAUUCCUCCAAACACACCUGUGAAGGACUUUUCCAUUUCACCAUCUGUUCCCUCCAACUCUACCAUUUCACCCUCCUGAUCUGCCAAUCUUUUAUUCAUAUUCUUCUCCAAAGUCUCUGGGUCUGUGUGAUUUUGCUUUCCAUUUCAGUCGUCUCUGGUUUACUUGCAUUCCCCAUUCCAUUUUCCAUUUAAUCAUUCUUAGUUCUAAUCAAUUUUAUUUGCUCAUCAAACAUUUGCCAAAGGAUGCUAACAGUCAGCAGAAUGUCCAAAGGUAUAUUUGCCAUACUGAUUGUUUUUGAUCUUAUUAAUAAUUCAGUCUCAUUACAUCACCUGUCUCCACCUUAAGAUUUUCACAGUCUUAUCUCUUACUAAAAUAAACACAUUCCUUUCCCAUGGAGGAAGUAUCAAGUGGCAGAGUUACUUUCGAUUUCUAAGCAACAUUUUCAUAAAUAAAAAAAAUCAUAACAUACAGAACUCUUCUGUUCGUUUAAAACUUUCUUGACUCAAACCAUUAAAGCAGGCCCUUUUUCUGCUUUCAGCCCUUUUAAGAUCGACUUCCCUUCUAAUUGAAGUCAGAAAGUAGCUCAUGCUCCAAAUGUAAAUUUCCACUGACAGACAGAUAAAUCUCUCUCAGUUAUAAAUUAUAACUGUCUCAGAAAUAAUUAAGAAAGGAAACCUUUUGCAGAUCCCAUGCCCAUCUCGUGGGUUUUGGGUGAGAUGUUGAUUCCUCAGCUCACAAGUUGCUUAACUCUGUUUCCAGGAGCUGACAGUUUCUUGGUCUCUUGACACAGAAAACUGCUUUUUCAGAGCAUCAGAAGUUAUUUCCCUGCUAGCUCUUUUCUCUAAAGUGAAUUUGAUAGCCAAGACUUAUGUCUGGCUAUCAUCAAUCAGCACGUAAUCAUCUCCGUCAGCAGCUUGCCGACAAAAGAUGCUUAAUCUGCCAUGAUCUUCCCCCGGAAGUCAAUAGGCGUUAUGUCUGAGGUUCCACCCCUACCCCCCAAGUUUGUUGUUUUGUUGGCUAACUAAUGCAAAUAAUUACUUUGGGUAUCUUCCUGUUUCAUCUCUUUGACCAUAUCUCUUGAAGUUCCUUCAUCUGUCUUGUCCAAGGACAGGGAGACAGGGAAACUGUUGGACUACAGUUCUCAUCAGCCUCAGCUGGCAUGGUCAGUGGACAGGGUUUAUGGGAGUUGUAUUCCAGCAACAUCUGGAGAAGCACAGAUUCCUAUCCCUAAUAGAGUCCCUUUCUCCCACACCUCUCUUGGCCUCUGUGCCUCUCUCCCUCAGUCCUCCACUGAUUCUUCUGUACAAGCUGUUGUACAAAAAGAGAGAAUAUAAAUGGAGAAGUCCUAUAUGCAGCUGUAGUUUAUUUCCUCCUCCCGAUCAUGGUCAAUAGAAGAAAACAUAGAACAAAAACAGGGAAGAAAAUGCUGCUUUGAAGGCAGUUGAAGUCAUCCAUGCUGUAUGCCUUCCUGAUUCCACACACAUACCCCCACAUAUUUCAAGACUACACCUCUUCCACUUGAGUUUUGUUGCAGUAUCUGUGAUAGUAUGUUCCUAACACUGUAUGUGGAGGGCUUGCUUGGAAUACUGAGGACCAAAUAAAAUAUGAUGGCAAAAGGGAUGUGCAGCUGAGGGGUACUGAAUGCUUCCUUGCCUUAUCUUCCUGAAGUUCCUUGCCCUCAGGCACUACUGACCAGUGCGGCUUACGUCCAGCAUCUGACCGAAGCUGGAAAGAAAAAGGAGUUUUGUUGCUGGGGAGGCAGAGUGUCAAUAAAGGGUGACAAAAAUGCAGAAAUGUUGCCCUACUUAAACGAGGGGGGGCUAUUAAUCAACCUCACAAUAGAAAUGAUCAUGGGAGCAGGAAAUUAUGUGUAAGCUACACAAAAUGGGUGCACUACUUCAGACACUGCUUUGAAAAAGCUGGGAUACAAUUUGCAGCAUGAAAGGCAGAUUGAGGGGGGUGGUACAUAAAGUACACAUUAUGUGCAGUUGCAUGCUUCUUUUCCUCACUGGUUCUCUCCACCCCACCACAAAAAGAGAACACAUAGGAGAUUAGAAUUAUGAUCAGAGAACCUAUAAGAAUAGUUGCCUAACUCUUUCCCUGCUGGUUAUUUGUGAAGCAGCCGCUUCCCCCAUCACUUUUCCCUUCAAGAUUUCAAUUUCCUGGAAGUGCUUUUUGGGGGGUGGGAGGCAGGGAGAAGACUUAUGCAACAACUUAGCCCUGAGGAAUUGGACUUAGGUUCAUCAAAGUUGAAGAUUGAUGUGUGAAAAAGAGAAUCUUUGAAUUGUGCUUCACAAAUACGUUUUGUAUUAAAUCUGGAGUAAACUCACCUAGAAGAUAUUGUUCUGCAAUAUUAUUCUCUCAAUUUUAAUUUGCCUUUUUCCAUCUUCUUUCUGUGGAGAAAUUAUUUGUCUUUAAUUAUGAAACAAGCACAGUGUCAGAUUGUGAUGUUCUUGAUUGUAUUUGCUAGUUUCUAAAUGUAAGCAUUAGCUGUUAGCAGGCUUCUCACCUGUUUUCUCCAUCAACUACCGUAUUUUUCGCUCUAUAGGAAGCACCUGACCAUAGGACGCACCUUGUUUUAGAGGGGGGAAACAAGAAAAAAAUUCUCCCCCUCUCUGCUCAGUGCCCCUUCAAUGAAGCGGCAGGAGAAACAGAGUCCCUUCCAUUUCUCCUCCCGCUUGGCUGAAGGGGCGCUGCGCAGCUCUCCCUCUCUGCUGAAGCCAGGAGAGUCUUGCUCUCCCGGCUUCAGCAAAAGGAAGCCGAAGCCUCCGGAGCACAGCGGAGCCUCCCGCUGCGCUCCGGAGGCUUCAAGCGGCUAUCCCUGAAGCCUGGAGAGCGAGAGGGGUCGGUGCGCACCGACCCCUCUCGCUCUCCAGGCUUCAGCAAGCAGCGCGAGCCAAGGAGCGCGGAGGAGCGCUCCCUCUGCGCUUCGGAGGCUUCGCGUUGCUAUUGCUGAAGCCAAGGAGCCUGCAUUCGCUCCAUAGGACGAAUUUUUGGAGGGGAAAAAGUGUAUUCUAUAGAGCGAAAAAUACGGUACAGUGGUACCUCGGGUUACAUACGCUUCAGGUUACAUAUGCUUCAGGUUACAGACUCUGCUAACCCAGAAAUAGUGCUUCAGUUUAAGAGCUUUGCUUCAGGUUGAGAACAGAAAUUGUGCUCUGGCGGCGCGGCGGCAGCAGGAGGCCCCAUUAGCUAAAGUGGUGCUUCAGGUUAAGAACAGUUUCAGGCUAAGUACAGACCUCCGGAACGAAUUAAGUACUUAACCCGAGGUACCACUGUACUUUCAAUGUGCUUGUACAUUUUGGAAAAACCUAUAUGCCCCUCCCUCUGCGGACAUCCUCAGCCACAGGCUCAGUACACACAGCUAUGCAUGGAAGAUCUCUCUCUACCAAAAGGAUGAGUAGUCCUGGAAACGUCAACACAGCACUGAUCCCUUGUGGAAGGAAAGCAGCAGGGAAGAGAAUAGCUGGAAUUAGAUUCCCCCAACUGGUGGUGGUGGAGUUGACAAUGUUAUCCAUCCAUUUGGCAGUGAGCAUAUAGGUCCAGGAGUCUGUGCAUGCAUUUCCAGUCAUAGAUUCAGGGGUUUUACAUUGUGCUGAUACCCGUGGGGGGGGGGCCCUUUGUCAGAUCAGCGUAUAUGGCUUUACAGAAUUCCCAAUUUUAAUUUUAAUUUUGUUAAUUCUCACCUCUCCCUUCAUUGCACUCUGUCUCUUCCAUUAUUAAUUAAAGCUUUUCCACAGAGAAGGCCUAGUGUGUUGCACUGGGGGCUGCAGUAGGAAGGGUGAAUCACUACAGAUCAGGGGAAGCAGCUUGAGAGGGUCAUGCAUGAAUGUCAGAAGAAUUCUCCAGUUCAAGCGUUUAAAACAAAAUUUCUUAGAAUAUGCUGUGAAGAAGUGCUACUGAGAAAGAUCAAAUUUGUUUGUCCUCCAAUUCAAAGCAAUUUGAAUUUGAAACUUGAUAUUUACAGAUUAAUAAUUUUUUGAUGCAGGUUUGGUGACUAGACUGCAGUGAAAAUGUAUAAUGUUUGUAUUCCCAGUUUAAGGAGCCUUUGUCAGAAAAUGCCAUCUUUCCUCUAUUAGAUCUCCCACAGUAAAAUAGAUUGGAGGUCCAUUUUUUUGGUCCUUUAUCACAAGACUCUUAAUAGAAUAGUUAAUUCUCUAACAUCAUUGCCCCUUAUGAGAUUAUUUCACAGCAACAGCAGCACAAUAUGCAUGCAACACACAAAAGAUCAAAAUGAUUCCAGCUUGUUUGGCAGAUUCAAAAGGGUCUGUGAUGCUCAAGAUAUGAGAGCAUUCAUUUAGCAGAACAGAAUGGUGACUGUAUUUGCAUCAAGGUAGAUCAAAAGCAGCUGAAAGCCUACAUCAUUUACAUAGGAACGGGGUGAGACUAUGGGAACCCAACUGUUGAGUCCUAGCAAUACAUUUUCAAGCUGGAGAAUAAGAAUAUAGUGGAUAAAUUAAAUUUUAUUCUAAUACCUUUUAGAAUCCAGAUUGUUGACUUUUUAAAAGCUCAGGUAUCUUUAGCCAAGGACAUUCAGUAUAAUAAAUUGGAAACUGAAUAAAUUUUGAAGCCCUUUUAUACUUACAGUGGAACUAGCCUUCAGAGAAAAUCUGUUUCCUACAAAAUGAAGGCAGUUUCUGUGUAAUAUAUGUUUUAAAACUUAUUUACAGGUUUGGGCUUCCCAUGGAUAUUAGAGUGAAGAUGCAUAACAUUUUAAUAUUGCCACUAGUGAGUCCUGUUUCUGAGCUUUGAAGCUGACUUCUCAAUUUGCCUUAGCAUUUAUCAGCUUGUGUUACAUGGUGUGUUUGUAUUUUAUUGUUUUAUAUAUAUUUAUGGCAAAUACAUGUUUAGAUAUCUAUAUAUUAUUAAAUCACAAACAAUUGCAAAACUACUCUGGGUUUGAAGAAGGAAGAUGUGUUGCUAAUGUUACAAGCUGCAGCCAAUAAACAUCCUUCAUGGUUACUGUCCUUCAUUGAAAGUGAACCAUGCUGAAAACUUGCAGAAAUAGUUUUUCAGAGCUAAUGCUUGUAUAGAAAAAGGUAAAUAUGUACAGAACAUGAUGAAGAUGCUUUCAAGGUGGCCACUCCUCUUAAAAGGAUCCAUGUGUUCUUGCCCUGUGCGUGUUCAGUUUCACAACUGUGUCCAAGUAUGUUUGGGUAUAGUCACAGAAGCACUGAUGUUCAAUGUAUUUCCUAACCCAUUUAAAAUAUCUUUUAUAGGGAUGAAAACCAAAGGGGAAUGGUAUCAACAAUAAAAUCCAAAGGUAAGUAUAGAGUUUGUAAUAACAUAAACAAUUGGGUUUGCCUUCCACCUUGGUUUGUAAGAACAUGGGAAGAUUCAAGACGGUUUAACAAAUGGUUCAUCUAGUCCAUCCAGCAACUUGUUUCUACCAGUAGUCAGCCAGUGAUCUGAGAAGUUUAUAAGCAGGACCUGAAGGCAACAGCCCUCCAACAUUUGCUUGCCCAGAGCGGUUGGUAUACAGAAAUCAUAGAUAAUAGUUGCAUAUAACCCCCCCCCACUUUUGAAUGCAGCCAGUGGCAAUCAUCACUUGUAGCAAUUAAUUCUAUAAGACUAAAACUCCUGUCAUCCUUGAUCACGGGCCACUUUGGCUGAAGCUGAUGAUAACUGUAGUUGAAAACAUCUGGAGGGCAGCAGGUUGGGGAAAGGCUAGUUUACUGGGAUAUUUGACCAGGCAUCAGAAGAAAUUUCCACCAUGAUAGCAAUAUCCCUUUCCCAUCAGCCCAAGAUCAUUCUUGUUCUAUAGGAUAUAUACACACACGAUACACCAGCACCUGAAUAGUAGGAUAUUCUUUGCCCCAGUAGUCAUAACAUGCUGGAAAGGCAAGAAGUAUGCAUGGCAUUUUUGUGGGUCACCCAACAACAACUAUGUUGAGAAGCUAACAGAUAACUUAAAGUUCUUAAUAGACCAUAUAGGAGUAAGAAUUUAGAGUUAGGGUAGAGUUCUGUGAGUGUAAGCCAUCCAUACCAGCAGAUCCCAACUGGAAAAUGUUAAUGAAAAUGAAAUAAUUUAUUCUUCAAUUGAUUAUAAGCAGCUCCCCAUCCCACAGUUUCUGCACCAAAAAUCUGUUUCAUGAAACCAGUUAUUAUUACCAGGGUUUCCCCCAAGAAAUCUGAGACUGUGCCUAUGUGAAGCCAACCUCUCCUCUGCACUUUUCAUGCUUCUCCUGGUUGUGGGAGACCAGCAGGGAGCUUGUUGCAGCAGGAGGGGGAGACACCUGUCUGACUCAUCUCUGUGUCUUGGCCUCCCUCAUCUCACUCUCCUGCUUCAGCCUCUGAUUCUGGACUUCUCUCUGCCACAGACUCUCCCAGCUCACUAAACCCUGUUACCUCCUCAGCUUCCAACUCCACCUCUUCCUACUCUUCUCACUCUGACCACUUAUCGUUGUCCCACCACCACUUUCUUCUUCUUCUGUCCCACCUUCUUCCCUUGGGGGUUCCCCAGGUGGUGGUUCUUCUCAUCAUUCCUCUGUGUCAUGACAGUUGCCUGUUGAAAACCGGAUAUUGCCAUUUUUAUUUGUUAUAUGCUAUAUUUUGUUUUCCUAAUGCAGCCUUCUGGGGUGAUUCUGAUGACAGUAACUCUGAGAUUGAAGAAGCACUGCGUCCUCAAUUGCAUUCCUCACAAAAAGAUGAAUUUGAUGACUUCUAUGAUUGAGGACCAACAUUUCCCCCACAUACAUGUGCUAAAAAGCUCAAAGGAAGUUUUUCCUAGGGGGUGAUUUAGAACCAAGGUGAAUGUAAUGCUUUUCCUUGUUUGAAAUUCACAAAACUUGGGCGGGGGCACACAAAUCAAUUUGAAACAGGAAAACUGAGGGUAGGGUACUGUUUUCCUUCCCUCUUUGUUGCUGAUUGCUCCACUAAAAGCAGGGGGGUGUUUUCUUCAAAAAAAGUCUAACAGACUACAGUUAUAUGCACUUACCUAUAAUGUGCAGUUGGGCCAAAUUUCGGGGGGAAACAGAUCUGUUGUUAUUCACAGAAUUACUAAUUGUGUGAUGUUUAAGUGAUUAGCAGUCAUGGGAAGGUGUAUGUGAUCCAGACUGAAACCAUGGCCUGCUGCAGUACUGAUCCAGAUUUCUAUUCAUUUCUGUCCUAAUGCCCCCCUGCAAUUUUGUCCUUUUCCAUUGGGAUGUAGGAAUAAACCAUAUUAUUUCAGAAAUCAAAGUUUCAGAUGUGUGACUCAGCCACAUGUUUUCUUUUGUAUUUACUUUGUCUUGUUCUAAUAAAAUGCACUCUUGACAAUGU
This is a messenger RNA of Podarcis lilfordi (Lilford's wall lizard), 70722 nucleotides long. Lineage: Eukaryota; Metazoa; Chordata; Lepidosauria; Squamata; Lacertidae. The record is from the annotation of a GenBank genome assembly.